This is a messenger RNA of Pelobates cultripes (western spadefoot toad), 64866 nucleotides long. NCBI's taxonomy places the organism in Eukaryota, Metazoa, Chordata, Amphibia, Anura, Pelobatidae. The record is from the annotation of a GenBank genome assembly.
GAGAUCAGUGGGGAGUGCAAUAUCAGAGAGACUCCUGCAGUUGGAGAGAAAACUAAGUCAAUCAACGGGAGAUUUACAGAUCAGAAGUAAAUCUACAGCUUCAAAGACAAGCAGGUACAUGCUGAUCAGUAAAAGUCUCAUACAUUGUUAUUUCACCUUUGGAACCGGAGUGGAUUUGUGGAGAGUGGGGUAAGAGUGACAUUGGUAAAUUUGUUUAUGCUUUUAGUGAGAAUUUAAAGUGAAUUUCAAAUUUAAGGCAAAAGUAGCUGAACUGGAAGCAUAGAUGAUUUUUUCAGCUCCUCUAUUUAAAUGUAAAUAAAACUUACAUUUGGAAUUCACUUUUAAUUCUCAUGUUAGAGUGUCGUAUAGUAGAGAAUGGGAGAAUGUCUGCACAAUCAAUUAAAAUUAGAGAGGUGUAGAAAGAAUGGAGAGAGACAUGCAAGAAUUAUAUAUAAUACUAUUGAAAUGUUAUUGUUCAACAUGAACUAAGGGGAUUAUUCACUGACUACUGAAUUGUGGCAAAUUGAAAGCUGUAGUUUAAGUAACAAUAACUGGUGUACAAUAAUUCACCAAUCAGCUACAGUAACAGUUUGGCUAUUUUAUCCCACCUUUUGCUAUUUGGAUUUCAAAUCAAUACAGUUUAGAGUUCCAUGAAUAAGCUCAGAGAAAAGUUUCGUUUCUUCAGUGAGAAAUUCUUUAAAUGUUGCUCACACUAGAGAAUUGAGAAAUUGGCAAGUCUUUUCAUACACCUACUUCCUCUUCCUCGCUAUCCCUCUCCUUAUCUUUACAUCAAGUACAGGAAAGAAUGUACUAAAAAUAUAUAAUGGACCAUGCUGAAAUAUGACUAUAAAGACUAUCAAAUAUCAGCCUAGGAACCAUUUGAUGCAGGUAGGACUAAAGUUACUAAUCAGGAUGGUAGAAGUUCGUUUUCUUCCUUAAUUUAUGUAUAUGAAUAAAUGUGCUUGAGGAUAUUUCAGUUUGUGUAUGGUUUUGCCUAAGGCCCCUGCUCCAAUUCCAAACUACAGAAUUAAGUCUUUAGAGACUUUGUUUUCACUAUUUAAGUGCCGAACAGAGUUAGUGGUCAGGAAUCCAGAGUCUAGCUCUCAAAUGAACAGCGCUAAAAAUCAGAAAAUGUACAUACGUUUUGUAGAAAUACUGGCCAGCAGAGUAGCUUAAAAAAAAGAGAAACAAAAAUACAAAUAAUGGUACAGUAUGUAUGAACGAUAUAAUUCCACAAGAACAAAGGUGUUAUAUUCACACUCACACUUUGAGGAGCUAUAUCAGCUCGGUGUUAAGAGCCUGGACGGAAUAAUCUCCGUCUAUGGAUUUCUUGAGGUUCAAGACCGUUGGUGAAUUUAUAGGUGUAAAUAUUCGUUACAUGAAAAACAAGAGUAAAAUACACCACAUGGUAUAGUACGUAAAUAUAAAAUAUUGUGGGAAAAAAAAAAAAAGUGGAUUAUCUUCCUCACUUGACGCGUUUCGCCGAAGCUUUCUCAAAAGUUCACUUGAUGUGAAGUUCACUUUUGAGAAAGCUUCGGCGAAACGCGUCAAGUGAGGAAGAAUUUUGGACUUUUAUACAGGACUGGUUUUAUAGUUUAUUAUUCACUUUUCACUUUUUGUAUUAAAGUAUAUAUAUUUUUUUAAACUAUCCAGUCAUUCCUUUUGUCCUCCUUCCUAUCCAAUACUGCUUUGCUGCUAUACCUGGGUCCACUAUAUCCCAAGGUGGGGAUUAUUCCACCUGAAAUUCUCCAGACUAGAGCAGGUCGUUGCUGUAGUAUAUGUAAGUAGGAUCAUCCACUUUUUUUUUUUUUAAUAAUAUUUUAUAUUUACGUACUAUACCAUGUGGUGUAUUUUACUCUUGUUUUUCAUGUAACGAAUAUUUACACCUAUAAAUUCACCAACGGUCUUGAACCUCAAGAAAUCCAUAGACGGGGAUUAUUCCGUCCAGGCUCUUAACACCGAGCUGAUAUAGCUCCUCAAAGUGUGAGUGUGAAUAUAACACCUUUGUUCUUGUGGAAUUAUAUCGUUCAUACAUACUGUACCAUUAUUUGUAUUUUUGUUUCUCUUUUUUUUAAGCUACUCUGCUGGCCAGUAUUUCUACAAAACGUAUGUACAUUUUCUGAUUUUUAGCGCUGUUCACCUUUCUAUUUUAUCUGUCCAUUUAUCACAAGGUAGAGGAACACCUUGUUGGUGAACUGCUGCUCACCCCUGAGAAGAGAGUGCUUAUUAUUCUUUUGCAUUAGCUCUCAAAUGAAACAUUUACUAAAAUGGAGGGAAUCCGAUAUCUGAGGAGUGAUAAGAGGAAGGGGGGGAAGAUUUGCCCAGAGCGGAUAUGUUGCAUUUAAGAUCAUAUAUGAAUCAAAUGUGAUAUAUUAAUUUUGUUAUUUUUUCACCUUUAUUAAAUACACAUUAUAUACAUUGAAAUGUGAGGUCAGGCAUCUUAUAAAAAUCUAUAUUCUGACCCAAAAGAUUGAUUCCCAGAUGUUGCAAUACUACAACUCCCAUGAUGCUUUGUAUGCCUUUGCAUGUCUUUAAAAUAUCAAAUGAUAUAGAUCCAAUGUGAUCUGUGUUAUAUUUAAGGGAGCCCAAAUAUAAGGGAGCAUUGUGGAAGUUGUUGUUUUAAAACAUCUGGUGAUCUACUUUUUGGGCACCUCUGCUCUAGUUUGUAAGGUUAAAAAACAAACAAACAAACUGUUGUGUGUAUUUUCAUUUAUUUUCCUUUAGAAAAUGCAUGUUUGCAUAUGUUAAAAUGUGUGCUUACGUAUCUUAAAGCAGCAAUGUCUUUUACCCCCCCCCCUGCCUACUCUACUGCAUUUAAUUGUCCCCCUUGUCACCCCCAAAUGCCCCUAGGUCCCCAUUUCACACUUUUUUACCUCUUAAUUUCUUGCCCGGACCUAGGUCCUAUAUGCCGCCGUAAUAUUGGUUUAGGCAGAUUAAGGCUCUGCAGGACAUGUCAUCUGCCCACACUAAAUGGCAUGGUUAAAUCCCUGCGCAUGCCUAGUUUAAAACUUUUUUGAUAAGUCUCGCCUCCACCCAUAAGAAACAACAACUAGCGAGCCUGGAGCAGACCUUAACUAAAUUUCGCUCCUUCGGGGGCGUGGCCAACCACGAGACAGAACAGCCGUGUUUCUGUAGAGCUCCUCUUCACCCAGAGACAUUAACCCCAAUAAAAUACGGAUAACUCCAAUGAAGAGGACCACCUACAAUCUCACCCCCCCAGAGACAACAUGGGGUUCAAGCACCGUAAACCUCAAGGGCCAGAAACCCCCAAACACAGAGAUAUAAGGCUCUCAUUUGAGCCACCUACACUGCCGGCGCGGAAUAGAUCUCGGAGGAAUCCCUGGAAGAAGAGGGAGAAGAACUUACCACCUUGAGACAAAGCGACUCAGACAGGGCAGACAACUCUGAGGAUGACUCGUCCCCUGCAACCAAAGGGGACAUAAAGCAAAUGCUCCUAGAGAUGCGCCAAAUCUGAAAGUUAGACCUCCGGGAUAUCCGACAAGACAUGGGGGCAAUGUGGAAAAAGCUCCAAGAGGUUGUAGAGAGAGAGGCUGCAAGGGAAACCCGACUGCAAACCACUGAAGCCAAAGCUGACACCCUCGCAUUGCAGGUCCAGAGAUUGAACCGCACAGUGGCAUCCCUGGAAACUCGACACAGGCGACGUAACGUACGCCUGCGGGGAAUACCCGAAGAGGUAAAAGGGGAGCAGCUACUAUCCUACUCCCGCUGGCUGAUAACAGCAAUAGGCCUCAAAGGUGAAGUAGAUCCCAACAUGAUACUCACGAAGUUCAGAGUGAGGAAGGUGGCGACAGCCGCGGAGGCAGCCCCAAGAGACACAAUAAUGAUAACAAGGGACAUUGCCGUAAAAUCGGAAUUUGAAGGAGCCUCCAUCACGUUCUUUAACGACAUCCCCUUUGCUGCGCUGCUGGAAAUACGGAGACUGGCUCCACUAGCCAAGAAACUAAGAAACAACUCGAGGCAGUACCUCUGGGGAGCCCUAAUUGUAACGAAUGGAGACAAAACUGCCACAAUUACCUCGGCUGAUGACCCUGAGACAAUUCCGGAGCCUAGACACGGUAGACACACUAACUAAAGCAAAUACGAGCAGCCGCCCCAGAGAGGAGAAGCACAGGACAACUGGGGAAGACAAACCGCGGUCCUUGCCCAAGAUACAAAAACUGGGAACAUGAAAACUGUAAAUAUUAUCAUACUGCAAGAGACCGCAUACAUCCGAGCCACUACCAUGGGCCACCCCCACGAGCCACUAUAGUUUCCCAGAAACACAACACUACCCUAGUCAGAUGCCCACACACCCACUCACCAGACUACACCGACACCACACAGCGAGGCAACCACCCCUACGACAUUGCAUGAGGGACAGAAGAACUUGAUACCCGCUACUUACAGAAGCUGCCACCUACCUUCAAAUGACAUUCAAACAACACACCUAGAGUCUAAACACUAUACCUGACUUUAUGUUAGCUGCAACGUGUCCUAUUUCCUGUUGUUGAUUAGCAACCGAUACCCUACCUACCUUCAAACGACACUCAAAGGACAUACCUAGGGUCUAUACACUGUGUCUGUAUUUAGGUUAUUGGCAAUAUGACCUAUUUCCUGUUGUGAUAUGUAAAACCGAUACCCUGAUAUAACUGUUAUUUCGCACGAAAUUCAAUAAAAUACAAUUUAAAAAAAUAAAUAAAAUUUGCUCCCUCGAAACCAAACUUAAACUCCUCUUCCAAAUUGAACACACAAAUCUCAAAAUGCCAAAAGUCCAUUAGGGAAUUUAUGGCUGUUGAUUCUGCCAAGGCCCUUCAAUGGACUCGCUACCUCUACUAUGAGAAAUCAAACAAUUCAGACACUUUAUUGGCUGGUAAACUUAAGUGCUGAGCUGCCUGUAAAAAAAUAGAUAUGGUAAAUUUCCGUUCCGGUCACACAAAAGAAGCACUGGAACAAAUAGCUGAAAUCUUCCAAGACUAUUAUUCCUUUCAUUAUGACCAUAGCCCACAAAUUCACAAUAAACCUGAAGCGAUACUAACACAAAUUGAUACUUAUCUUUAAUCUACCAUCACUCACUCUGGAAGGAGCCAAAAGGCUGAUGCAACUGGUCACCACAGAAGAACUUGCCACCACAUUGAAAACUCGGGAUUUACUACAAAACUUUGCAGCCAUCCUGACCCCUCAUUUAUGCAACCUAUUCAACUCAAUAUUAGAAGGUGAGGUUUUACCACGUUAUAUAUGCUACAGGCGAACAAAUGCCUUCUGCCCAAGACUGAGAAGACACAAAUGGAACCUGGCCACUACUGCCCUAUUUCCCUGCUGAAUGUGGAUGUUAAACUCUUUACGAAACUCACGGGAGACAGACUCAAUGAGACCUUGAUGAGACUGGCCAGUGAUAACACCAUAUGUACCCUAGACCUGAUAUGGUUUGCUAAUCACCGACUAACACCGACCUUAGUUCUCUACCUUGAUGCAGAAAAGGCUUUUGAUAGAUUACUCUGGCCCUUUCUCUUUGCCACACUUCAUAAAUUUUGUUUCCUACAACCCUUUAUUGAUGCAUUAUGAAAACUAUAUUCAGCCCCUACUGCCAACCUGCUUUUAACCUCUUCACACAUCCCAUCUUUCAGAAUACUGCCCACUUUCAACGGUCUUAUUUGCCUUGUCCCUGGAACCACUUCUCCAGACCGUUAUGAUGAAUGGUAAUGUGAAGGGUUUGCAUAUUUGUGAUGAGAAAUAUAAAACUGCGGCUUAUGCACCAUAUGGUUUUAAAAGCUGGGUAGACCUAGAGCAUACCAUUUUCGGGAGGGAUUUCUCUUCUCUGUAUAUAUGGCUCCCAAAACCAGUGACACUCCAUCUUCCCUCCAACCAUCUUCCUCCAGCUACACUCAUUUUCCUUCCUUCCCUUAGUCUGAAAGGCAGGUCCCCUUAGACUUCACUCGACACAAACCCACACUGCAGAACUGACCCAAUGGUUCACUAGUUUACAAAAAGCCUUUGAGUUUAACUACACUUUAAGAGGCACCACCAUGGGGGCCAACAAUUCCUCCAUGCAAUAACGGUGCUACGGGCUUAAUCCGCGAUGCACCCCUACCACUUCUGAGUUUGUUCUCCCCCAAACUUGCAAAGAUGUAACUCUUCUUCCCUCCCUUUCCUAUGUAAUCCCUUUUCCUUGAUUAAUUUAAUUUGUGUUCCUUUACAUUAAUCACCAAAGAGAAUCACCACAGCCACGAUGUCUCUUGAUGUACUCAAUAUAACUUCUUGUACCUGACUCCAUAUGUAACAUUGGUAUACUUUGAUGUUUAUACUACUUGCACCUAUGUUUUGUGCUGUACAUUCAAGUUUUACACUUUUCCUUUUUGACAUCAAAAGAUUGUACUUUUUCUGAUAUGAACCCACCCUUCUUUAUUCUGUAAUCCCUAUUUCCAAUAAACCAAAAUUUGAAAAACUAUAAAUAAAGAAUUUAUAAAAAAUACAAAAAACUUGGGCAUUCUCUAUUGUCUGAAAUUCGGAAAAGAAUUUUGGCCAUUCAUUCAUCAGAAAGACAAAUGAAAGAAUAGAAAUUACAAAGAAUUAACAGUCUUCGAAAGAACGAAGAACGUUCAUGCAGUUUAUACUAAGUCUGUGCAAGAUGCAGCCAUGGCAUGGAUUGGAUCGGAAUUUCAUUACUGAAGUUCCGAACUAAAAAAAUGCCUGUAUUUCAUCCUAAGAUGAAUGGACAAACUGUACACAUUUUGUUAGGAAUGAAAUUCAGUGAAUUCGCUGGUGCCCUAGUCUAAAUGACAAGACAUAUAAACAGCAAAUGAAGUGAUGCAAAAACACAGAGGAGGGGUAAGUAUUGUGGGAAAAUUUCUUUAGUGUCCGAGGGACUUGUUCCGCUAUAUCCAAAUAAAGGAUUUUGCUCUUCUUCAAAGACCGAUGUGAAAGGGAGGUGGGGAAUAAAGGUCUGAUCACCACAUUAUACAACUCUAUCAGCUCUGAGCCCACGGAAUGGGAACCUAGCUUAUAUGUACCAAAGGGAAGCUGGGCUUGGGGAAGUAUAGGAAAGCAGGGAGCAGAAAAUCCUGCUCCAACUGUCAGAAUUUCCAAUAUAAUUAACCAGAUGUGUUAAGUAAAUGGAUGGCUCCAGCAAGUGCUGAUAAAACUUUAUUUCCAAAAUCAAAUAAAACGUAAUAAGGUGCCUCACCACCUCCAGCCUUCAAAUUCUCUCCCUGUGAUCAAGUGUAGUCCCUCCAGUACGCUGCCGGCACUAACAAUACCUCGGUCUGCAGAUACACGGGAACACUUCAGGGAGGCAGAAUUGGCACACGUGACGUGGUGACAUAAUCAGUGGAACGUACUGUGAUGACGCGUUUCACCUCAACAGCUUCUUCAAAUCACUACCAUAGUCCUGCUGUCCUUGCAAAUAUAAGUCCACCGACAGGGGUGUGGAAAUAUAAAGUCUUAAAUCCAUUGGGUCUAUUUUAAACAACAUGAAACAACUGACAGACCAGUCUUCCCAAAAUAAAUUAAACCCAUCCUCAGGCCUAAUGGGAGCAAUCAACUCCCUACAGAACUGCUUCCUGGAGCUAAACUCAGCCAAAACAGAUUAUCUAUUGCAUAGACUUAGGGCCACCAAAUACCAUGCUUCAGGGAAAACUAAUAAGGUACUGGCCAACAGACUCAGAAUGCAACAAACCGCAGCUAGGGUUGUGGACAUCUUAAGCCAGGAUGGAAUCAAAAAGAAGGGACCCCAGGCCAUAAGCCAGGAGUUUGUUACAUUCUACUCCUCCCUGUACAACCUGCAUGAUUACCUCAAAUUUCACACACCCUCUGAUCCUGAAAUUGACACCAUCCUAGAAUCAGUCCACAUACGUCACCUCAACCAAACCCAAAAAGAGACCAUAAUCCACCCGGUCACAACUGAUGAGAUACAAGAGGUCAUUAGGCACCUGCCAUCAGGCAAGUUCCCAGGGGCUGAUGGUCUUACUAACUCACACUAUAAAAAGUUCUCUGCAAUACUCACCCCCUACCUUGAGGAACUAUACAGUUCCACAGCAUAUGACCGGAAACUACCCCCAGAUAUUCUUUUGGCAACCAUAGUCACGAUACCCAAACCCGAUAAAGCGCCUGAUAUGUGCAAAAAUUACCUCCCAAUAUCCCUACUUAACACAGACACAAAGACAUAUGCAAAAAUCCUUGCUAAAUGCAUAGGCAAAUUAAUACCAAUGUUAGUGAAUGAUGACCAAACAGGCUUUGUACAGGGGAGAUAUCCAAAAGCUGGCACAAGUGCUUAGGAGCUUGAGGGAACCUGGACAGGGCGGUCUACUGCUGGCCCUUGACACUGAGAAAGCAUUUGACUGCCUCAGCUGGAAUUUCCUGAGAUGAAUGCUGAUCAAAUAUGGAUUCCUUGCUACCACUGUCCAGCAAAUCUUUGAACUCUACGACUCCCCCACUGCACAAGUGAUGCAGGGAGGCUUCAGGUCCAAACCAUUCUGUAUUACAAAUACGAAACAGGGGUGCCCCCUCUUGCCAUUGCUAUACGUCCUAGCAUUAGAAACUUUACUACAAACUAUUCGGGAUCACCCUAAUAUCCACAGAGCUCAACUGGGAACCACCCACGUCAAAAUUAGUGCGUUCGCAGAUAAUAUUCUGCUAUAUCUAAUGCACCCAGAGGAAUCCCUGCCAGCCUUACUAGAUGUGAUUACAGAAUACGGAGCGGUCUCCUACUAUACACUUAAUGCUACCAAAACCCAAGCAAUGCCUAUAGGUCUGCCCUCAAAUAUGCUGACCACUCUACAAGCCACAUACUCUUUUGACUGGAGGAUAGAUAGUAUAAAAUACCUGGGGAUCACUGUCACAAGGAACCCAGCUGAGUUGUUCUCAGCUAAUUAUAUUACGCUGUGGAGGUCCUGCAAACAACAGUUAUUGAAGUGGGCCCCAAUAUUCCUGUCAUGGUUUGAAUGCAUUAUAGCCCUCAAAAUGUCCAUUCUCCUGAAACUACAAUACCUGUUUUGAAUGCUGCCAUUAGAUAUCCCACCAACCUAUUUUAAGACUAUUAGAGCAGAUAUAAACCUUUUCAUAUGGGCAGGUGUUUAGUCUAGAGUCGCUGCUAAGAUCAUGCUGGCUCCGCUUAAACUGGGAGGGCUAGCGGUUCUAAACAUCUAAUUCUACUACCAUGGCUAUGGCUAUGCCACUUUUCAUCAAAACACUGCUCCCACAAUGGUUACACCACAAACUCGAUACCUUGAAAUCCCAUGAUUUUAUCAGUCUAAUGUGACUCCCGACUGAGAUCCGACCCAAAUGCCAGGCUGUUUCUCCCUUGAUUCAAUCCUUUCUUAGAAUUUGGGAUAUAUAUAUAUAUAUAUAGGGACAAACUAUGCCAUACAAACUUGAUUUCCUUAUCAACACCCAUCCACGCAAUCACCUUCUAUAUUCCCUCCUUCCAACACACCCCUUGGCUGAAGGCUGGCGCCACCCACCUAUUUCACCUAUACCACCAGGUUAGUGUGUUGACUUUUGAUGCCUUCACUAGACAAUUCUCACUACCACCGACUUCGCAUUACUCCUACAGACCGCUCAAAUCACUCCUGCCAUGUACACAACCUGCAGGUAUCCCCUCACAAAGAUCCACAAUUGAGAUAAUGGAGUGGGAACAACUGUGCAUAAACACUGCUCUUCCACUUCAUUGUAAACCCAUCUCCAAGCUACUUUCUGACCACUGGCUAUUCUAUGACUCCCUCUAUGCCAAACAGUGGGAAACCGAACUUGGAACCACAAUCCCACAAACCAAGUGGAAAAGAAUGAUAAACACCCCAACUGGCCUCAUCAAAUCCUCAACCCACCUAGAACAAUUCUGCAGAGUACUUUAUAGGUGGUACUUAGUUCCAUCCAAACUGCACAAAAUAUAUCCCAAUACCCCAUUACAGUGAUGGAGGUGUAACGGAAAUGAAGGCAUGAUGAUACAUGUUUGGUGGCACUGCCCGGCUCUCGAGCCAUACUGACACUUGGUUCAAGACCUUAUAGGAAAGGCGGCACCAGCAACCUUUCCUCUUGCUAGACCUAACUGAGUAUCUUAACAAGGCCACACAAAAGUUGAUAUUGCAUAUUAUUCUCACGGCCCAAUGCUUAAUUAAUAGAAUCUGGAAAUCCCCCACUCCCCCGACUCUCUCAGCGCUAAUAACGGACAUAGAUAAACAACGGGCUUACAAGAGAGGCCACCCCUCAGUCUUCUCCCGCACAACCAUUACCACAAAUGCCUGGUCCUUGUGGGACACAUGGAAAUCGGUGUCUAACUAGCCUAUCUAUGGAUGUGUGUGUAUAUAUAUAUAUAUAUAAAACAAUGUUUUUCUUGGCACUCACCCUUUCAAAUGUGUAGCUCAAUAUCGCCUGGGUGCAAUCCCAUGUAGAUAAAAUAUAUAGAGGAUAAAGAGAUGCACUCUCAGGACUUGAAAAAAUAGUUAAUUUAUUCCAGCAGGUAUAACAUCAAAGUUUGCCGACGUUUCGACCCAUUCGGGUCUUUCUCAAGGUCAAUGUACCUGUGCUUACAAGCCAUUUAUAUAGGACAUAAAAAGAAGUACUCACCAAUCUGUGAAAAAACCCCUGAAUCCCUCCGUGCACACCCGGAAGUGAAGCCGGAAAUAGAACCCGCGAUCACAUGAUCCAUGCAUAAGUGAUCAUGUGGUGUUGCUAAGAUACCGAUAGGAAAACAAUUAAUUAUAAGAUCGGUAAAUAUCUCAUAGAUGUGCAAGUGAAAUGUCUAAUAUCAAUCUAUUAAUGAAAUCUGAUUAAAGUGCAGAGUGCAUAAAUCCGCAAAAAUGCAGCCUAAUAUAAAAAAGUGAGCAAAGAUCAUAAGAUCAAAUAUACUGUGUAAAGUGUCACCAUAUAUCUAAAGAAGUGAUCAAAAAAAUAAAGAAUGUUAUGUUAAAAACAUUUCACCAACCAUGUCAAGUUUAGAAGGCAUUUAGCUGAAGCAAUCUAUAACAUCAAAAAACUAGCAGGAUAAAAAAGGGAAAAAAAGCCAUUAGAAUAAAGGCUCCAAAAAACCAAUAAGGAUCACAAAUAUACUUAGAGAAAAAGGAAACCAUAUGAUUAUUCAAAGAACAUUAUUAUUAAAGAAACAUAGAGAGCACAAUGUUUCGUUGAGUCCUCUUGGUGUCACUGUGUCCAGCCGAUGGAUCCAUUGUGCCUCACGUUGAAGUAGUUUCUUUGAUCUGUCACCCCCUCUGGACAUUGGGGGGACAUGAUCAAUAGCCGUGAAACGUAACAGAGGAAGUCUAUGUUGCAUAUGUAGGAAAUGUUUAGCGACUGGCUUAUCGCUAUAUUGAUCUCUAAAUGCUGUUGUUAUGGUCGACCGAUGUCCCCUUAUGCGGUCUCUCAACGUCAAGUUGGUUUUGCCAACGUACGAAAGUCCGCAAGGACAUGUGAUCAUGUAUAUCACAUGGUCAGUGGUACAAGUGAUAUAAUGAGAUAUUUUAAUUCUCUGACCGCUGUGGGGAUGAGCAAAGGUCGUGCCACUGACCAUGUGACUACAUGUCACACAUCCACUGCAUUUAUAGCAACCUUUCUUCACAAUACUCCUCGGUUUACGGUAGCAAAUUUCUGGGUCACUCUUCACCAGAAGGUCCUUUACGUUUUUAUUUCUUCUGUAACUGAUAACAGGGGAACUCAUGAAUGUAUGAGGUAGUGAUUUAUCUGAACGUAAUAUAUCCCAGAUAUAAUACAGAAACCGAAAAACGAAGAGCCCAAUUGGAAGAGAUGUGGGAUAGAUUUCGUAUGCGAGGUUAUCGUCCACAAACUCUCCAAAUAGCACAAACUAAAGCUUUGAAUAUAUGGAAUCAAGAAAGAUUGAAUGAUAAAACUAAGAAGGUACCAAAAGAACCAAAAAUUUAUCUUCCCAUGACUUUUCAUACUGGAACAUCGAAAAUUAGACAAUCUAUCCAAAGACAUUGGGAUAUAUUACGUUCAGAUAAAUCACUACCUCAUACAUUCAUGAGUUCCCCUGUUAUCAGUUACAGAAGAAACAAAAACUUAAAGGACCUUCUGGUGAAGAGUGACCCAGAAAUUUGCUACCGUAAACCGAGGAGUAUUGUGAAGAAAGGUUGCUAUAAAUGCAGUGGAUGUGUGACAUGUAGUCACAUGGUCAGUGGCACGACCUUUGCUCAUCCCCACAGCGGUCAGAGAAUUAAAAUAUCUCAUUAUAUCACUUGUACCACUGACCAUGUGAUAUACAUGAUCACAUGUCCUUGCGGACUUUCGUACGUUGGCAAAACCGACUUGACGUUGAGAGACCGCAUAAGGGGACAUCGGUCGACCAUAACAACAGCAUUUAGAGAUCAAUAUAGCGAUAAGCCAGUCGCUAAACAUUUCCUACAUAUGCAACAUAGACUUCCUCUGUUACGUUUCACGGCUAUUGAUCAUGUCCCCCCAAUGUCCAGAGGGGGUGACAGAUCAAAGAAACUACUUCAACGUGAGGCACAAUGGAUCCAUCGGCUGGACACAGUGACACCAAGAGGACUCAACGAAAACAUUGUGCUCUCUAUGUUUCUUUAAUAAUAAUGUUCUUUGAAUAAUCAUAUGGUUUCCUUUUUCUCUUAGUAUAUUUGUGAUCCUUAUUGGUUUUUUGGAGCCUUUAUUCUAAUGGCUUUUUUCCCUUUUUUAGCCUGCUAGUUUUUUGAUGUUAUAGAUUGCUUCAGCUAAAUGCCUUCUAAACUUGACAUGGUUGGUGAAAUGUUUUUAACAUAACAUUCUUUAUUUUUUUGAUCACUUCUUUAGAUAUAUGGUGACACUUUACACAGUAUAUUUGAUCUUAUGAUCUUUGCUCACUUUUUUAUAUUAGGCUGCAUUUUUGCGGAUUUAUGCACUCUGCACUUUAAUCAGAUUUCAUUAAUAGAUUGAUAUUAGACAUUUCACUUGCAUAUCUAUGAGAUAUUUACCGAUCUUAUAAUUAAUUGUUUUCCUAUCGGUAUCUUAGCAACACCACAUGAUCACUUAUGCAUGGAUCAUGUGAUCGUGGGUUCUAUUUCCGGUUUCACUUCCGGGUGUGCAUGGAGGGAUUCAGGGGGUUCUUCACAGAUUGGUGAGUACUUCUUUUUAUGUCCUAUAUAAAUGGCUUGUAAGCACAGGUACAUUGACCUUGAGAAAGACCCGAAUGGGUCGAAACGUCGGCAAACUUUGAUGUUAUACCUGCUGGAAUAAAUUAACUAUUUUUUCAAGUCCUGAGAGUGCAUCUCUUUAUCCUCUAUAUAUAUAUAUAUAUAUAUAUAUAUACAUAUAUAUAUAUAUAUAUAUAUAUAUAUAUAUAUAUAAUGUAUCUGUGUAACACAUACCACUUUUUCAAAGAGGAUAAGAGAGCAUCAACACAGCUGAACCCAAAAUCUAACUAUUGUCAGCUACCAGACAAGUGAGAAGGGGUUCUCUAAAUCCUUAAAUGAUAAAACGUCUACUAUGCUCUAUCUUUGUGAUCUGCGGUACUGUACUAUGUUGCAUGUUGUGCUACGCUGCAUGUUGUAUUAUGAUGUACGUUGUACCCCCACUAACUUACUACAAUUAGACAAAAUGCUGUACCCAUCUAGAGAUGCCUCGGCCCCCAGACUUGCCAUGGAUGUAUUACCAAUUGAUGUAUUAACAACUACAAAAACUGUGCUAUUGUGAUCUGCUUCCUCUCCCCCACCCCCGACCCCUCUCUCUUCUGUACCCCCCUAAAAUGUGAAAAGAAAUAAAAAUUUCUAAUGGGAAAAAAAAUAAAUUAGCCCACUAAGGUCUUUGUUAAUAUUCUCAUAUAUUCUUUUAUGUAGAGGACAAAUAGUUCAGCCCACAUAUUGUAAUCCACAUGAACAAAUAAAAAGAUAAAUUACAUCUUUACUUGAUAUAUAUAAAAUGUGUGUAUAUAUAUAUAUACACACAUACACACAAACACACACUGCUUGCAACUGUUAAGAUUCACAUUACCUCUCUCUUCUCUUACUUCAACACAGAUUGUAAAGAGUAUAUAACGUAAAGAAGAAAUGCUUACGCAAACUACACAAAUGAUGGGAAACAGUAGUUCUAUAUCAGAAGAUGAGGAAAGCAUACCCAGGUCUGGAAUGUUUUAUUAUUACUUGUAUACACAUCUACUAGUUACUGUGAUUUUACUUAUUACCGGUAUAUGUUACUGUGAUUUCAAUUUUUGAGGGGACUGUGUUUAAUGUUUAGAACCUACUCUUAUGUAACAUUAGUUACUGUAUAUUUUUGUAAAAAAAAACAUUUCAGCCAUAGCAAGAUUUCCAUUUUGUCAUUUUUUUUUUGUGAAUAUGCUUGAUAUAAUUAUUUUUUUUUCUAGGGAUGAGCAGACAGCCUGUGUAGAUGCUAUAGACAAGAGUUUGAUACUACAUUAUUCACUUAUCCCCUCGGUAAGUAAUAUAGCAUAGCACAAUAUUAUUAAUUUUUUUUCAUAGAUUAAUUGGUGUACGUUACACAUCCACCCCCGGUAAAUAUAUAGAAAUCAUCUUGAGUGGGUAUAGUUAAAUGCCACUUUCCCCUCAGCCCAGAUUACUUUAACCCCUUAAGGACCUAACUUCUGGAAUAAAAGGGAAUCAUGACAUGUCACACAUGUCAUGUGUACUUAAGGGGUUAAUGACCCUCCCAAGAUACCUGUUAAUGAGUUAGAUUACAGUGGGUUCCCUGUCCUCAUGGCCCACAAACAGUCCAGGAUUUAUGUAUUUUCCUUAUUUAUUCCAAUGGAGAUACUGACAAAACCUGGACUGUUGGGGGGCCAUGAGGACUGUUUUGGGAAACACUGAACUGGAAUAUUAGUAUAAUUGUAUGUAUGCCCACUUGAUAAAAGUGCUGAGUCAUAAUGUGCUUUUUUAUCUCAUAGUUCAGUUUACAAGUUAUUAAUUUGCAAUUUUAAUUCACAUUUAUGAUAUUUGGUACUGGGAUGUUUGUAAUCUUAUAGGUACCCAAACAGGCAGAGCAGGUUGAAGACACCAUGCUGCAAAUUGCUGCCCGCAUCUAUAGAACCCUUACAUUAGAGAAUCCACUUAAUGUAUUUCCUCCAAGCCAUAUCUUAUAUAUCAUAUCUGACUUCCCUGUAUCUCAUCAUACCUGUCAAUAUCACUCUACUAUACCCAAGUCAUCCACUUCUUUGCCAUCAGUCCAAUCCAAAAAUGAAUUAUUCACCUCACAAACGGUGCUGCUGUUCACUACCCAUACAGUACCCAUGCAAUCUUAAGAGUGGACAAAUGACUUCCAAUUCCCAUGCUAGUCCUGUGUCAUUUUUAUGUUAUAUACCACUUUCAGGAGAACCUUAUUUUGAGAAGCUGCCUUAUCUGACUUAACAGUGAAGUGUGAUGUGUCCAAUAUUAACUCUUGUUGUGCAGGUGGAUGCCUUAUGUGAGUUCAUAUUUAUAAACACAGUGUGAGGGAGCAAUACGACUGUUAGCCACCAGCCCAGCAGUGUUAGGUUAAACGGACAGCUUAAGAGCCAUAGUUACUUUAUCUCAAAGAGUAGAUUUUGGGAUGGUGAAGCUGCCUCAUGCCCCUAGUCUUUCAGAUAAAAACAAUGCUGUUACAGAGAAAUGGCACUGUUUACAUUCUACAAUUUCCAUCACUACUAGUGGCUGUCAUUGACUGAGAUACAUUCAGUUAUUCAGUCUAUUUAUUAAAAUAAAUAUCUAGUUUUACAUGCAAAGUAUGGCAAGGCUGGAUGUUACGUGCACCUUGUGCUUCUCUACGAUCAUAUAUGUAUGGAUGACAAUUGCCUUAUAUUGCAUCAUGUGUCCUCAUGGCUUCUCUAUGAGAAUCAUCUGAUUGAACAAAGAAUAUCAAGCUUGAUGGGUUCACAGAGGAAGUUUGGUCUGCAUUGGAAUAAAGGUAUGUUUACAUUUUUGUAUUGAUUCCUUUUUCAAAGGCCAGUCAAACUGUAUCCCAGCUGCCAUCAACAAAAUUAUGUAUAUACAUUGAUCAGCCACAACAUUAAAACAAAUGACAACUGACUGAAGUGAAGUGAGUAACAUUGGUUAUAUUGUUACAGUAGUAACUGUCAAGGUGUGGGACAUAUUAGGCAACAAGUGGACAGGAAGUUAUUGAAUUUGUUUUGGGAGCAGGAAAAAUGGGCAAAGUUCUGAGUGACUUUGAGAAGGACCAAAUAGUGAUAGCUAGAUGGCUAGGUCAGUGGAUCUCCAAAAUGGCAAGUUUUGUGGUGUGUUCCGUGUGUCCAAUGGUUAGUACUUACAAAAAGUGGUGCAAGGAUGGACAACCGGUAAAUCUGUGUCAAUGUGGGUGUUCAAGGCUCACUGAUGCACAUGGGAAGUGAAGGCUAGCCCAUCUGAUCCGAUCACCUACUGUAGCUCAAGUUGCUGAAAAACAUAAUGCUGCUCAUAAUAAAAAGGUGUCAGAAGACACAGUGCAUUGCAGAACGGUUAGAGUGCCCAUGUUGACGCCUGUCUACCUCCGAAAACACCUUCAAAGGGGACGUGAGCGUCACAACUGGACCAUGGAGCAAUGGAAGAAUGUUGCUUGGUCUGAUGACUCACAUUUCCUUUUUGAUCAGGUGACUGGCCAGGUUACAUAUAGUUACAUAGUUACAUAGCUGAAAAGAGACUUGCGUCCAUCAAGUUCAGCCUUCCUCACAUAUGUUUUUACUGUUGAUCCAAAAGAAGGCAAAAAACCUAGUCUGAAGUGCUUCCAAUUUUGCAACAAACUAGGAAGAAAUUCCUUCUUGACCCCAAAAUAGCAGUCAGAUGUCUCCUUGGAUCAAGCAGCUAUUACCCCACUGAUUAGAAAUUAUAUCCCUGUAUGUUUUGUUUUUUCAAGUAUUUAUCCAAUUGCAGUUUAAACAUCUGUAUGGACUCUGAUAAAACCACCUCUUCAGGUAGAAAAUUCCAUAUCCUUAUUGCUCUUUUAGUAAAAAAACAUUUUCUUUGCCUUAGACGAAAUCUCCUUCCUUCCAGCCUAAAUGUGUGAUCUUCUGUCUUAUAUAUAGCCCUGUUUAUGAAUAGAUUUCCAGAUAAUGGUUUGUAGUGGCCCCGAAUAUAUUUGUAUAAUGUUAUCAUAUCUCCUCUGAGGCGCCGUUUUUCCAAACUAAAGAGAUUAAAUUUUUUUUAACCUUUCUUCGUAACUAAAAUGCUCCAUUCCUUGUAUCAAUUUUGUAGCCGUCUCUGCACUUUUUCUAGUGAAAUUAUAUCCUUCUUUAGAACAGGUGCCCAAAAUUGCAUAGCAUAGCGAUUUAUAAAGAGGCAAAAUUAUAUUUUCAUCCCGAGAAUUUAUGCCACUAUUUAUACAUGACAACACCUUAUUGGCCUUAGCAACUGCAGAUUGACAUUGCAUAUUGCUGCCUAAUUUGUUGUCUAUAACAAUUCCCAAAUCCUUCUCGUGUGUGGUUAUCACUAAUUCACUACCAUUUAGGGCAGGGGUUCUCAAUCCCUGAUUUAGGGUGUAAGUUGCUUGGGCAUUCUUGACCCCGAAGUGCAUAACUUUGCAUUUCUCUACGUUAAACUUCAUCUGCCAUUUUAGUGCCCAGUCCCCCAAUCUAUCCAAAUCCCUCUGCAGCAAAGCAAUAUCCUGCUCACACUUUAUUACUUUACUAAGUUUUGUGUCAUCUGCAAACACUGAAACAUGGCUUUCAAUGCCUAUUUCAAGAUUAUGUAUAAAUAUGUUAAAUAGAAGCGGUCCCAAAACAGAAACCCGAGGGACACCACUUACCACUUUUGUCCAGCCUGAAAAUGUACCAUUAAUGACAACUUGUUGUACUCUAUCCUUAAGCUAAUGUUCUACCCAAGAACAAGAAUAAUCAUUGAUACCAAUUUCUUUUAGUUUGAAGACUAACUUAUUGUGAGAAACCAUAUUAAAUGCCUUAGCAAAAUCCAAGUAGAUCAGAUCCACUGCAAAACCCUGAUCUAUACUUCUACUUACUUCUUCGUAGAAUGCAAUUAGGUUAGUUUGACAUGACCUAUGUUUCAUAAAACCGUGCUGAUUAUUGCUAAUAACAAAGUUCUUCCCAAUAGAUUCCUGAAUAUUAUCCCUUAAUAGCCCUUCAAAUAUUUUCCCAGUUACAGAAGUUAAGCUCACAGGUCUAUAAUUCCCAGGCAAGGAUUUUGAACCCUUUUAAAAUAUAGGAAUGACAUCAGCCUUCGUCCAAUCCUCUGGUACAAUACCUGAAACAAAAGAAUCUUGAAAAAUUAAAUACAGAGGUUCACUUAGCUCCUAAAGUACUCGUGGGUGAAUCCCGUCAGGCCCCAUAGCUUUAGUUACAUUAAUUUUCUUUAACAGCUGUAGCACCUUGUCUCGAGUCAUCCAAUCACAAGUUAUCUGCAAGUUUUUUGCAGCAAUCAUUUGCAUAUCUCUUGCCAUAGGAUCCUCAUUAAUACAUGCUGAAGAAAAAUAGUUAUUUAAAAUUUCUGCCUUUUCCUGGUCUUCAUUAGCUAACAGGCCCAUCUCUGUUUCCAGUAUACCUACACUUUAAUUUUUUUGUAUUUUUUUUUUAGAAUUGAUGUACUUAAAAUUUGGGGUUGGUUUUGCAUUCUUUAGGUAUUAAUUUCACAUUUUCUAGUUUAUCCACUUUAAUUGCCUUUUUGCAAGCAUUAUUGGCCCUUAUUUGUCCGAUUUAAAUGCCCUUUUCUUAUUUUUAAUCUCUUGUCUUACUUCUCUGCUAGGCCACAUUGGUAUUAAUUUGUUUCUUUUUUAUUAAGUUACCACUGGUACAUACUGAGAAAUGUACCUUUCUAAUAUUUGUUUGAAUAGUUUCCAUUUAUCCUCAGUGUUUUUUUCACUAAGGAGUUUAUGCCAGUUGAUAUGUUUUAGAGCUGCCCUAAUCUUAUUAAAUUGGCUUUUUUAAAAUGAUAUGUUUUAGUAUACAACACUUGCUUUUGCUUUUUUGAGUUUAUUAAAAAAAUUACCAUAUUGUGAUAACUAUUUCACAAAUGCUCCCCUACUUGAAUGUUGGUCAAAAGUUAUAACGAGAUCCAGACAAGCACCAUUUCUAGUUGGUGCUUGUACCAGUUGUGACAUAAAUGUGUAAUUUAACAUAUUCAAAAACCUGAUUCCCCUUGCUGAAGUACUAGUCACUCUAUCCCAAUUUUACAACAUGACAGGAGGCUUUGUAUUUUGCAUAAUCUUUCUUUACUAGCUCCACACAGCAGCAAAGAAACACAUAUAAAAAGAACCAAUCACAAGAGAGUAGGAUGUACAUAAGGCAUAGUGACCUCAUCACUCCCUCUUUCUUUGCUACUCCAUCAAGCAGACAGGUCAGAGUAUUACUCUUUUCCAUUACUUUAUGUUUAUAUUGCCUCUUUUGAGGUUGUUUCUGUUUAUUUUUUAAUAUACUUUGCUGUUUGUUCUUGCUGUGCUUCUGAACUAUGUGCCUCUGUGUUUUUCUAUGUUAUUUAUUGUGUUUCUACCUUAUUCUUGUUAUUUGCCAUCUCCCCUCCUUGCUCUCACUUCUCUGGGGUUUGAGGGGCUUUUGGGUCUUACUGGGAUUGCAUGUUAAUGUUGAAUUAGGCCAUUAUAUAUAUAAGCUGUUAAUAGGGAUUUCACCCAUGUAUUAACUAUUAACUAUUAGAGCAUUGAUUAGGGCUUUCUGUCAGGAUUGUGGCCUACACUCAAGGGUGAGCCCCCUACUGUAUUUUUACUGCACUGAGCUACUGAGUGGAGACAUGCUGUUACAGCCUCUGUUAACUGCUGGACAGGAUUUCCAGGACAUACUGCUUAAAGGACUAUCUACCAUUCUCCCAUAACUUUGAAUUAACCGAUUGAGCACAGAUUAGUGCUCUCUGUCAGGGUUGGUGCCAGCACUCAAUGGUUCAUACCCUGUGCACCUGAAGUGAGGCCCCUACUGUAUUUAUAAUUCACUGUGCUACUGUAUGGAGACAUGCUGUUACAGCCUCUGUUAACAUCUGGAUAUGAUUUCCAGGACAUACUGCUUAAAGGAAUAUCUCCCAUGACGGUGCAUUAAUUAUUGGAAGAGCUAAGGGAAGCUCUCUAUCAGGCUGAUGGCCAGCACUUAAGAGUUCAUACCCUGUGCACCCGGGGUGAGGCCCCUACUAGAUGUGCACUGCAUUACUGAAUGGAGAUGUGCUAUGACAGACACUGUUAACUGCCGGACAGGAGUUUCAGUGCUCAAGGAAUAUCUCACUCGACAACUAAUUUAAUUGUUGGAAAACUGAUUGUUGUGCUAUAUCGGAGCUGUGGCCCGCACUUAAGGGUUCAUACCCUGUACACCUGGGGUGAGGCCCCUACUAUAUGUGAGCUGCACUAUUAGGCUGAGGGAAGACAUUCUGGGGCAACCUCUUUUAACAGCUGGACAGGAUUUUCAACACUUCAUGCUUGAAGGACUAUCUUCAUCGGCGGUGAGUCAUUGUGGAGAACUUAUUUAUGCUCUAUAUCAGGGCUGUGGCCAGCACUUAAGGGCUCAUACCCUGUGCACCCUGGAUGAGACCCCUAGUAUGCGUGCACUGCACUGGAAUGCUGAAUGGAGGCAUGCUGUUGCAGCCUCGACUAACUGCUGAACAGGAUUUCAGCUCUGCCUGCUUAAAGGCAUAUCUUCCUUGACAGUGAAUUAAUGGUGGGAGAACCGAUUGACGCUCUCUAUCAGGGCUGUGCUCCUAGGGUAAGGCCCCACUAUAUGUGUGCUGCACUGUGCUGCUGAGUGGAGGCAUGCUGUUGUAACCUCUUUUUACUGGGUGAGCCCCAGUCUAAUUUAUUUGGCCAUGAUUCAGAGUACAACCUGUAAGGGUUUCUGUGAGCACUGCCUACUACUAUGGUAGGCUGAUCUGUUUGCCCUGCAUCCUGUGCCGGUCUAUUGGUUUGUACCUUAUACAGGGGUAUCCCAUACUACGAUGAACCUACCUGCCAAUUUCUUUCUGGGAGAUCCCCAGGUAACUAAAGGUGACAGUGCCUCGCAUGCUACUGACCGAGGAGACACGGAAAUUACCCUGGACCCUACUGGUCACUGGCUGUGUAACCUACACAUCCGUCACUCACAUUCAAGAGACUGGUCCUCUGUCGAUCACCUGGCUACUUUAUGCACCUGUGGCUUUGUAGCCUCUAGAUAGAGAUGUUCAUAACCGCUUGUGGUCGGACAACCCAUGCCCUUCCCUCCCGGACAGAGCGGCACAGACGACUGUGCUUGAUCAGCGGAUGAUGUCUGUCAUGGUUCUGGGUGACCGCAUACAGGAAAAGUCUUAGAGACACCCAAGACUAUCUGCUGGAUUCUAUCGACCCUAUCAUGGGUAUGAUGCCAGACGCCGCCAACACCAUCCGGUGAAUGGGCUCACAAUAGUCGUGAAUGGGCUCAUAAAUGUUUCUGUUUUUGUCAGAAACCCCAGUGUUCGCCUUUCCUAUGGGAUGCGUAUAGCUGCACUCCUCUGUAUUGACGGAUGGUUGGCGGAUCUGGGCACCAAAUCAUUGGGACCCCAGGCACAAGGCACACCAAUUCCUCAGGGAACUUAUUGCACCUGUUUAUGAUCUCGCUACCCUCUUAAAGACAUAAACCUUCAAGGGAAGGUGUUACGUGGUUACCUUUAUAAGGGGUGUUCUUUGGGUCCAGUCGACAGCGGGGCUUGUCACCAACCACUUAGGGACAUCUGACCAGGUACCCCGAUAUCGCUAACUCUAUUACCCAUAUAGAGUGAAAGUCAGCCUCUGGUGCUCCAGAUGAUCGUACAGAUGUGCUAGGUACCGUUUUCGUCAGGGGAGCGCCCCCUAGGGUAUCAUUGAUUUACUUUCUACUACACCCACAGGAGAUUCCAACGCAUCUUGGUGGAAGGCAUGCAAACCUAAUAAGGACCCCUUUCGCGUAGACGACUGGCUUGCGAAACUGGAUUUGAAGACACGUCAUGGUGUUUGUUUUUUCCAUUUCUCUUGGCGACGCUAUCUAGGUUUCCUGUGACACGAUCAACCUCAGCUCUUCACCUGAUCCCUCAGCUUGGAUCCUUGGGGGCAUCAUUAAACUAUGGAAACCAAUGUUUAAUUACAUGCGGGGGAGGUGAGGCAUUAUCUUCCUGGACAAUCUCCUUCGGUUCGAUCCAGGGAACUGAAGACUUCGUCAACACCCACGAUUCUCCGAGGUCUGACUGGAACCAUUGUAUUUCGUAGUGGAUGAUCCACUUUUUAAGAUUCGUAAGUGACUCGGCACCUUAAACACAGAGGCUCCCCCUCUUUAUUCAAAGGUCUCCUCUAUCCUCAAGGAAUAUUCACAUGGUCCUCCACUGCAACAUAACCCUACACAUUGCAUACCUAGAAUUCUUCGGGCAAUACUUCACUAUCCAUAGAUUGGUAAAGAAGUACUCCAUCUGUUACAUCCUACUACAGAUUGACAGAGCGUCGACAGUCCGGUAUACCAUUUGCCUGGAUGGAACCAACUCCCGUCUUCUGUCAGACAUCAUGAAAGGCAUCUUCGAUUCCUGCCUUCCUUGCAGAAUCCUGAGGUUGGACUGUCUCCCGGGGGAGACUCAUAUCAGAGGUACCGCCAGAAUGCGGUGUUCUUCAAUUGCCACAGUGCACAACGGUGCACGAUGGUGAUCGCACUCCGGCCAACUGAGCCCCCCCAUAUGUUUUCCCCUCCUUGCAAUGUUUGCAAAAAAUUCUCCAUCAUCUUGUUGUUCAGCGAAUAACACCGCCUUUGCCAUUCCACUGUGACAGAAUCAACCUUGUUUCCUGGACCUUACGGAAUGGACAGGGGAGGAUCUCCUCCUUCUACAUUCAUGUCCUACUAUUUCUCAUGGAGGGAAUCCACAUGUUCUAUUCCUAGGGGGUCGGCUGCCCUGGUGGCCUGGACUCUUUUUGGGGUUCUUAGCAGAUCAGCGGACUAACGCAGGCUGCUGGGGGCCUCUCGGAAGUCUCUUGGGCCCCAGGGGCGUGACCACCCUUAUAGUAAGCUAAAGCCCAUCUCCUUUCUAUCCUAUCGCCAUUUUCUAGAUUGCUUUGACCCUACCCCCCUACUACCAGUUUAAAUCUCCUCCUACCUUCUAGCCAUCCUAUCCCCCAGUGUGUUUAUGCAUUGUUUACCUGGGAAAGAGAUGACAGGAGGGUGCACCGUGGGAAGAAAGCAGUCUGACAGAGGCCUUGGGUCCUGGAAUUCAUGUGGAUGUCACUUUGACACGCAUCACUUACCUAUAGAUUGUUGCAUAUCAUAUACACCCCUUUAUAGCAGUGGUCUUCACUGAUUGCAGUGGCCUCUUUCAACAGGAUUAUGUACCCUGCCACACUGCAAAAUUGUUCAGGAAUGGUUUGAGGAACAUGACAAAACGUUCAGGGUGCUGCCUUGACCUCAAAAUUUCCCAUAUCUCAAUCCGAUUGAGCAUCUGUGGGAUGUGCUGGAAGAACAGAUCUAAACCAUGGAGGCCCCACCUCGCAAUUUGCAGGACUAAAGGAUCUGUUACAAAUGUCUUGGUGCCAGAAACCACAGGGCAUGUUCAGGGCCAUUCUAAUUAUAAUUGCAGCCCCAGAGGGAACUACAUACUAUUAGGGAGAUGGUUUUAAUGUUAGGACUGAUCAGUGUAUAAUAGAGGAUCAGUUACAGAAAUCUGUGAAGGCAGGCUCUACUUUAUCAUGAUCCUACUGCCACUAAGAAAGCCUCGUCACAUUUCUUCACUAACUCCACCGUCCAUUGUGCAACAACUGCUCAGUAAACACACUUUUAUUCUUUUCAAAUGGAUGAACUGAUGGAUAUCACAACAGAGGUCUUUAGCUCUAACAUAAACCAACCCACUGGGAAGUUUCAUGGUAUCCUAUUAGGCCAGUCUCUUGUUCUUUCAAUUACUAUUUUGCUUCCCAUGUAACACAGCAAGUUUAAGUCAUUAAAAAGAUUCUUGCAAAAGCACAGACAUUCAGUUUACCACCAGCUAGACCACAAGUUACAGCAUGAAGGUUCAUGGGUUGUACAUAUUCAUUGUCCCCUAGAUAUUCUGGGUUGUCUAUCACAAUUACACAUCAUUAUUAUUUAUAUAGCGCCAUCAGAUUCCGUAGUGGUGUACAAUGCAUUACAUAACUCUUAUUAUUACACAAACUUCUAUUUCAGUACAAGGAUUUAGUAAACCUGCUGAUUUGUGUGUAUUUGGACUUUUUACUUAGCAGCUGCUUUUUUUUAUAAAUUGAAGAGUAUGUUCCUUCAAUUUAUAGCAGCAUCCACCACAAAAUAAUGAUAAUAUGGCAAAUAUAUUAUUAAACUGCUUCAUUAAGUUCAUUAAGUUUUUUUUUUUCUUCUCUCUCACUAAAAUAGAAAAUAAGAAAGGGUUUAUAAUGGAGUAAGAUAACAGGCACGUUUGUAAUUAAUGGUUGAAAAACAAUUUCUAAAAUUUGCUAUGUAAAUGGAUACUAAGAUAUAACAGGGUGUUAGAAUUUUUUUGAUAAUAUUAAAGCUAGAGUUUAUGCACUGAGAAUGCACUUGAUACUUAAGAACAAAAAAAAUAGCAAUAAGAUAUAAGUAAAUGGUUAAAAGUUUGAAUAUAUAACACUGGAUAAUUGAAAGAUAAAAUGCAUGUAUACAAAUAUUUGGACUAGAGAAUGCACACUGAAAAAACAAUACACAAAAUGUUAUGGUAUAUACUUGAGCAUGAAAUCAGGAUCUAGUAAAUUAAAUAAUUUGGGAUAAGUAUUGGAAUCGCACAAAAACAUAAGAUAAAAAGAAAAAGAGAAAGGGAGGGGAAGGAAAAGAAAAAAGAAGAAAUAGAUUAAGAAAAUAAGUUAUUAGAUUUAUUAGGUUAAAAAAUCUUAUUCACAUGUAAAUUUGAUCAAUUUGGUGACAAAAAAAAGCAUUUCCUUGCUCAUUAAUAGAAAAAAAAUUCUCUAAAUUAAAAUAAGAGAAAUAUACAAUUUGUGGAUACAAAUUUAGUUAUACUCCCUCUCCACCAUUCCUAUUUAUAUAAUGAGUUAGUAGCUAAAUAAAUAAAGAGGCUCUUGAGGUCUCUAUCUUGUUCCUUCCGCGGGACGGGUGUCGUCCUCCAUAGGGUACACAAGAAGGUACCCAGACCUUGGAUUACAUUGGGUUAGACGGAUUAAUGAACAAAAUGGUAAAUGAUUAGACUUAUUUCCUUAAAUGCACAAGGUCUAAACUCCCAUGUUAAAAGAGGUUUUUUAUAUGAUGCUAUGAUUAGAGAGAAUGUUAAAGUGGGAAUUAUUCAGGAGACUCACUGGUUGACUAGAAAUAAUCAUCUAUGACACUAUAAAAAAUUUCCAAUAGUUUAUACUGCAUCCCAACAGAAGAAAAAAAAAUGUGGAGUAUCUAUUAUGUUUUCUAAAGAUACAGUAUUUGUGUGUCAAUAUCAAAAUGCAGACACUGAAGGGAAAUACUUAAUUCUUGUAGGCCUUUUAAACGGAGUAAUGUAUACAUUUGUAAAUGUAUACUUACCAAAUAAACAUCCGAAUAGGCAAUUAAAUAAGAUCUUAAGGUCAAUGGAACAGGUUUAAAAAGGGAAAGUAGUGGUAGAAGGGGAGUUUAAUUGCAUACUUGAUCCUACUAUGGACAAACAAGUUCUCGACAACCAAAAAAUAAGUCAAAAUUUAAUAAAACAAGCUAAAGAGAUGAAUAAAAUAGUAAAUAAAUUUGAACUAAUUGACUGUUGGAGAUUAUUGCAUGCAAAUGAGAAAAACUAUACUCAUAGAUCUAUCCCCCAUGGCUCAGCAGCAAGACUUGAUCUGAUUCUGGGUGAUAAUAACUUUUCUAAAUUUUUAACUUCGAUUAAUAUAAAAGAGAAUACUUGGUCUGAUCACGAUCUAUUGAUAGUAGAAGUUGCAGAAGGGAUAAAAAAAAUUCUGCCAAUAUGGAGACUAGAUGAUAACCUUCCAGGCUCAAAGGAAAAUAUUGGUUCUAUGACUAACCUGAUCGAUUUAUUUCUAAAAGAAAAUUCAACAGACGAUAUUACUAAAGAAUGUCUUUGGUGUACAUUUAAAACAGUGAUAAGAGGUUACUGGAUUAAGUUAGCGAGUCAACAAAAAAUGAAAAGAGAGACCAAAUUAUCAUAUUUCUAUAUAGAAUAUUAUAACUUAUCAACUUUAAACAAAAAUAAUUUCUCACUUGAGAGAUUAGAAAAGAUUAAGAGCUGCCAGAUAAAUAUAAAUAAACUAAUUGAGGCUAGAAUUCAAAGAAAUCUAAAUAAGUUGAAAAUAAACUUCUACUAUAAAAAUAAUAAAGUAGAUUCUAUAUUAACAAAUAGAUUAAAAAAACAAAAUCUGGAAAGGAAAAUUCAUAAAAUAACAGUAGAAGGUGAAAAUAUUAUAAAAACGGAAGAUAUAGCAGAGGAAUUUAGAAAAUAUUAUGAAAAACUAUAUAAUCUAAAUUUAAAGCCACCAAUAACGGACAUGGAGAGAUAUUUAUCGAAGAUAAAGAUGACGAAAAUUUCUCUGGAUCAGAAAAAAAAAAAUAAGUUAUUUACACCAGAAGAAAUUGAGCAGGCAAGUAAGAACUUAGCAAAACAAAAAGCCCCGGGCCCAGAUGGAUAUACCAACCAAUUCUAUAAGAAGUUUAAACAUCAAAUUAUCCUUUUGCUAACAGAAACUUUUAAUGAAAUAUCUAAAGCAGGCUAUGCCUCGGCUGAUUUUUUUAAGAGCACAUAUCAGCCCGAUAUUAAAACCGAGUAAAUCCCCUACAGAGUUAUCAAAUUAUCGCCCGAUAUCAUUAAUAAAUGUUGAUGUAAAAUUAUAUUCUGCUAUAUUAGCAGACAGGCUUCAAGCAGUAUUGCCGGAUAUUAUUCAUAAGGAUCAAAUAGGUUUUGUGGCAGGAAGACAAUCUAAUAAUAACACUAGAAGAAUGAUAGAAAUAAUGGACUGGGCUCAGUCAACAAAGGUACCCCUGCUGACCCUGUCGAUUGAUGCCGAAAAGGCUUUUGACAGGCUCAGAUGGGACUUUUUAAAACAGACUAUGCUAAAAAUGGGAUUUGAAGGUUGGUUUAUGGGAGCAGUGGAGGCCCUAUACUCGGUGCCAUCAGCCAGAAUAGUGAGUAGAGAUUUAAGAUCUAGAUGGCUUAAUAUUCUUAAUGGCAAGAGACAGGGCUGCACACUCUCACCACUUUUAUAUAUUAUGUCAGUGGAACCUUUAGCAUGUAAAAUAAGACAAAGCACAGGUAUAAAAGGGAUUUCUAUCCCAAAUGAAGAGUUUAAGAUCUGCCUUUAUGCAGAUGAUGUUAUACUGACAAUUACAGAGCCUGAACAAUUGUUACCGUUAUUAAUGCAGGAGAUACUACUAUAUGGCGAGGUUUCCAACUAUAAAAUGAAUAUUAAUAAAACACUGGCAUUAACAACAAAUAUAGGAAACUUGCGGCUAAAAAUGCUAAAACAAAACUAUUCAUUUAACUGGUCAAUUACACAGCUUCCAUAUUUAGGCAUUCUACUGACAACAGAUGUGGCUUGUUUGAUGGAAAUUAAUUUCUUAAAUCUAUUAAAAGAAACAAAUAGAUUAUUAAAGGAAUGGAGGACCCAUGAAAUAUCAUGGUGGGGCAGAAUCAACACGAUUAAGGCCUACAUUGUCCCAAAAUGGAUCUAUUUGUUCCGUAUGAUUCCUCUUAAAGUUCCAGUACAUUGGUUAAAUUUAAUUCAGAGUAGUUUUACAAAUUUCAUAUGGAAGGCUAAGAAACCUAGAAUUAAUUUGAUAAUAUUAGCGAAUAAACCACAUCGGGGAGGUAUGGGAUAUACGUUAAUAAAAAAUACAUAUAAAGCAAUUAUAACAAUGCAUGCCUUGAACAUACAAGCUACAGACUGCAAAGAGCAAGCGUGGUGUAAACUACAAGCAUAUAGAGAAGGCAUAGCCAAUUUAGAAACAACACUAUGGGCAAAAACCAGGAAAAGGACUAAUUCUACAGAAUAUAAAUCCAGGAUCAUUUUACAAACAAUAAAUGAAUGGUAUACUCGAAAAAGAAAACUGGGAAUUGUAGAUUUAAUUCCUGACACCAUCUAUCUUAGAACUGUGGAAAAUAUUAUGAUCGAUAUAAACCUGAAAAAUUGGUAUAGGGACCCAGAUAUAUGUAUUAAAAUAUCUAUCUUAAUGACCAAAUAGAAGACUUCCCUAGUUUAAAAUCAAGAUUGAAUCUACCCUCCAGAGAAAUUUUUAACUUUAAGAGCUUUCUAAAGAACCAUCUCAUAAAUUAUAACGGGGAGAAAGGAAAUGUAAUUAAAAAGAUUCUCUCUAUAGAUACUACAAAAAAGAAAUAUUCUCUAAUACUUGAUUUACUAAACUAUAUUAAUUGAGUAAAUACCCCCACAGCUUUUAAAAAUUGGGAGAGAGAGCUAGACACCAAGGUCGAUUUCAACUUGUGGUACCUUGCUUUUCUUAAAAUCAAAAAAUAUAUUCAUUGUCUAAAUGUAUUGGAAAAUUUUUAUUAAAGUUAGUUAUAGAUGGUAUAUGGUUCCAAAGAAAUUGAAUCAAAUUUCUCAGAAUAAUCCCCCCAACUGCUGGAGAUGUUUUAACUUGGUUAGUUCUAUGACACAUAUAUGGUGGAACUGUCCCAGAAUUCAACCACUAUGGGACCUAACAUUUAAAAUAAUAACGGCAAUAAGCAAUAUCCAAUUAAAUUUUACUCCAGAAAUAGCCCUAUUCCACAUGUAUAAUAAUAAAUUAGACAAGAAAAACGAAAUACUAGUCAUUCAUUGCCUUAUGGCUACUAAGUUGCUGAUCGCAAAAGCUUGGAAAAAACUGAUAUCCCCAAUAUAUACCAACUAAAGGCCCAAAUUCAAAACCAAUUGGAGAUGGAAAAGGGAGUAAUCUGGUAUACUGUUCAUAAAAAUAACAUAUUAAGUGAGGUGUACAAUACUCUGAUAACAGAUAUCAAUCUUAUGGAGGGAUAAAAAAAAAAUAGAGAAGAAAAGGAAAAAGAGAAGGGGAGAAAGGGAAAAAAAAAGGAAAAAGGUGAAUGUGAGAGAGGAUGAAUAGGAAGGGAGAAGGAAAAAAGAAAGGGAGAAUAAAGGGAAGGAAGAAGGGGGAGAGAAGAAGGGAGAAAGAAGGAGUGGAAAGAGAAAGAGAAGGGAAAAAAAGAAAAGAAAGAGAAAAAGAGGAAAUAAGAUAGAGUUAAAAGGAAAAAUACAUAUGCAAGGUUAUAAGAACUAACCCAAAUUAAGUUGUCUGUAUGGAUGAGAAAUAAUCACAGAAAAGAUAAAAAUGCACGGGUAAUAAGAUAUACUUAUAAGAAACAAAUAAAAGUAAAAAAAAAAGGAAAAGGAAGGGGAAAAAGAAAAAGUAAAAAAAAAGAGAAACGAAAGAGAGAUUUAAUAACAAGAAAUUAAGAAAAGGUAAAUCGAUAAGCCCUCAAUAUUAGGGUCAUCUUACAUAAGUAACUUGCACUAUUGUAUAGAUAUGAAUGCGACUAUAACAACAUCAUGUAUAAUGGUUAUAAUUGUAAUGCUGUUUCCAUCUGUGAUUAUGGUAUGUUUAUUGCGAUGUUUGAUUCUAGAAUGAAUCAUCAUUAUUUUCUGUUGUUUGUAUAUCUAUGUUAAAUGUUUUAUGAUACAUAAUUUAAUUUAAAAAAAAUUACAAUAAAAAAUAAAUAAACUGCUUCAUUAAGCACCAAAACAACUCUAGCUUAAUGAAGCAGUAUUUGUGUAUAUCUCUGCAGUCUCAUUGCUCAAUUCUCUGCCGUUUACGAGUUAAAUCACUUGUGCCUCUGUUUAUGCAGCCCUAGCCACACCUUCCCAGACUGUGACUCGUGCAGCCGACAUAAAAAAACAAAACAUUUUCAGUGAGCACAGGGUUAACAGAGGAGGCUAUUAACAGAGCAGGAGAUAAUAAAUUCUAAAUUAAGCAGAGUGUGCAAUAAAAUAAAGUUAAAAAUUAGAUCUCUCUUUGCAGAAAGUGUGUAGGGAGACUGUGUAAGUCACAUACAGGGAGGUUUGGCAAGGCAGCAUAAACAAAGUGAUUUAAUGCCUAAAUGGAGGGAAAUUGAGCAGUGUUAAGCUGCAGGGGCAUGAUCUAUACACCAAAACAAGUCAUUGAAUAUGCUGUGCAAUUUUGGGCACCUGUUCUAAAGAAGGAUAUUAUGGCACUAGAAAAAGUGCAGAGGCGGGCUACAAAACUAAUAAAAGGAAUGGAACAUAUCGGCUAUGAAGAAAGGUUAACAAAUUUAAACCUAUUUAGUUUAGAAAAACGUUGCCUGAGAGGGGAUAUGAUAACAUUAUACAAAUAUAUUCGGGGCCAAUACAAACCAUUGUGUGGAAAUCUAUUCACAAACCGGACUUUACAUAGGACACGAGGCCAUGCGUUUAGACUGGAAGAAAGAAGAUUUUGUCUAAGGCAAAGGAAAGGUUUUUUUACUGUAAGAACAAUCAAGAUGUGGAAUUCUCUGCCUGAAGAAGUGGUUUUAUCAGAGUCCAUACAGAUGUUCAAACGGCUACUAGAUGCAUACUUGCAAGAACAGAAUAUUCAAGGAUAUAAUCUUUCAAUGUAGGGUAAUAACUGCUUGAUCCAAGAAUAAAUCUGACUGCCAUUCUGGGGUCAAGAGGGAAUUUUUUUCCUAGCUUGUUGCAAAAUUGUGCUUCAAACUGGGUUUUUUGCCUUCUUUUGGAUCAACAGCAAAAAACAAAUGUGAGGUAGGCUGAACUUGAUGGACGCAAGUCUCUUUUCAGCUAUGUAACUAUGUAACUAUGUAACUAUGUAACUAUGUAAUUAGGCUAAAGGUCUUUUGGUGCUUAUAGUGCCUCUAGUGUAACCUGCAUUAUCUUAUAUACUGUUAAAAGUAAUACAUGCAGAUUUAAACAAUGCAUUUUAUUUUCAUUGUCACAAUACAUAUUACAUAUAUUACAUAUUUGCUUCUUUUUUUUAGAUUAUUUUGAUUUUGAUUUUGUCCUUCCUCGAAAGACAAAAAAAACGGACUAGAAUAAAUGACCAAAGUAAUCCUCUUCAUGGACUGUUUGGAUUUGUUGUGUACGUAAAGUUUCAUAGUAUUUUAUAUUAAACUGUUAAUACAGUUAUUUUGAACUAUUAAUAAUAAUAGAGCUCAGCAAAUAAUGAAAUAAACAAUGUUUUCUUGCUAAUUCAAGUGACAAUAUAUUCUGAAAACGUUCUUGGCACUUGAAAUACCAAGAAUGAUGUUGGUCAUUCAAGAGUUUGAACCCAUAUACAUGUGAAUCAAAAACAAAUUAUCCAGAAUUAAAGCAAAUCACGUUUAUUGAUAGAUCACUUUAAUAAUGAUGAUUCAGUAGAAUGUAAUCACACACAAAAAAGUGUUUCAGUGAAAAAAAAGAGAGAAAAUAUUUACACAAUUCCAGCUAUACAGAGCCAUAGACUACGCCUGAGAAAACAUAAUCAAAAAGAUGUCUGUCUCUCAGAAUUCCUGUUCCAAUACAAGUAAAUAUUACUCCUCAAUGAACUGAUAUAAAAUAUGUAAUCAAUAAACCGGCCUGAAUAAUAUAAUUGAUUAUUUUGUCAAAAGUGUUAACUAACACAAUAUGUCAGUGAAUCUCUACUCUAUAACAUGUUGAGCUGCGUGCAAAGUUCUUUUUACUUCCUAACAACAACACCAACUAGAUACACAGUGCUCAUAGAGAAUGGAUACAGUGUUAAUUAUUCAUAAAACGCUUUAAUAGUAACAAUCCAUGCAGUCUAUAAUCACAUGACUGUUAAUGAAAUUGCAGCUUUGAUAGCCAGAAGACAGGAUGCCUAUUAAAGUGUGGCUAAAACUGCAUUCUAGGGUAUAGAAUACCCACUCAUUCUCGGUGGGAAGGGGUUAUUAUAACAUAGGAGGGUCUUCCAUUAGGAAGGUUAAAUCCUCCCUUACUCCCCUACCUGUUCUACGGUAGGGGCUUGUAAACUAAAUGGCAAGCAGCUGUUGAUGCCUAAUCAUUGAUCCAAUAAAAGAGGACCUGACAAUGGUCCGUCAUGACUUCAUGAUGGGAGUCCCCCAUUUACCCCACCCUAUUAAAGAAAAUUAACAGGGGAGCUAGGGCCCCUCAAGCCUCGACUCGUGAAAAUCAAGUGGGAGCUGUUAUAUAAAAUGAAUGGGCAGACUUGGUGUCCCCCAGCCUCCAAUCAUUGGUGGUGGGUGGGGGCUCUAAAUAUGUCCAGCCAAGUCCCCACCCUGUGGCAACAGAUGGGGCUGUAAAUAAUAAAUGGGGGGUGAACAUAUUGUCCCUCCAAGCCCCACUGAUUGACAGUAGGUGGGGGGAUCUAGUCUUUUAUGACAGCAAGCAGACAGUAGCUUGUUGUUUAGCUUACAUGCUCCUACCUGCAGUUUGGUGAGUAGGGGCAUCAGGCAGGAAUUAAACCUCCCUUAUCAUGGAAUUUCAUUCAUUCAAAUAAAAUUCCAAAACAAAAAUAACGCAUAGUGCAAAAAAAGCAGUGUAAAAUGCCACACUUUACUUAUAUGCUAACAUGUCCAUAAUAACAUGAAAUUGUAUUUGUUGGCUCCAAAUGGGAAGAACACAUGUAAAAAGAGAGAAGAAAUAACCACAUAGGGCAAUAUUGUGAUAUAAAAUAGAUUUGGAUAUAGCUAAUUCAGGAGGGAACACUCACAAGUGUAGAGCAGAGAAGCCUGCUUUAACUGUAAUGGCUUCAAGACGUACCAGUAUGGACUCAGCUGUGGUAACAGUAAACAUCCAAAUUUUAUUUAUCAAGUGUUUUAAAGCAGCAAACUAUCAGAGUUUUUCUCCUUGCCUUUCACCCCACCGAUAGAGUCCUUUCCUGGUUCUCUCCACCGCCGUUAUUCUAUCAAAUUUCCCUACCCGUGAAUAUCCCCUACCCUCGUCCCUUCCGGUGAGGGGAAUCAGCUGGAUCCUGUGCUGCACAUAUGUGCUAGCACUCCUGCUACUCCUCCACAGCAAGGUCCUGGAAGGUAAGUAAAACUAGUUUUACACUUUCAUUAUAGUUAGUGCAUUCACUAAGCUUAGGACAUGGGACAUUUAGGGCUAAUGAUAGGGUUCAAAUUAGGGUUAGGAUUAGGGACUUGUUCUUAUUUAGUGACAUUUCACAUUAGGGGAAUAUCUAUAAAUAGUGAUUUAUCACACUUUAUUUUAACCCUUACCCCAAGGGUUAGGGUAAGAAUAGAGUGUGAGAGAGGAUAAAAUUACUUACCUAAGCCUAAUUUGAACCCUCACUUAACUCUAAAUGUCCCGUGUGCCUAAGCUUAGUGAAUGCACUAACUAUAAUGAAAGUGUAAAACUUGUUUUACUUACCUUCCAGGACCUUGCUGUGGAGGAGUAGCAGGAGUGCUUGCACGCAUGUGCAGCACAGGAUCCAGCUGAUUCCCCUCACCGGAAGUGACGAGGGUAGGAGAUUUUCACGAGCUAGGGGAAUUUGAUAAAACACCGGCUGUGGAAUAAGUUUGGAAGCUCUGAUCAUUCCGGGGGGCGUGGCCAGAGCUGCAUGCGUGCAUAUAACAUCAGGGUGCGAUGACACGUUUCGCCGGUAUGCCGGUUUUCUCAGAGCUGCCCUCACGUUGUCCACAGUUUGUAUUUAUGUCCAUAGUGUGGGCGUAUAUCGCCCAAACAGUUCCCAACAGAAGGAUGUUCAUAGGUUAAGGCUUAGUGCCUCAUAAAUGUUCAUUGCUUAAGGCAUAAUGCCUCAUGAAUAUGCAUUAAUAAGUCAAAUUGCUCCAUUAUAGCCAUGAGAACUUCACUCAAGAAAGGGUUGCACAUCUAGUUGGACUGACCAAUUCCAACCAGAUUUCAUUUUAAUAAAUAUAAAAAUUGACAUUCUGAUCGAAAUUCAUCCAUUUUUAACAGAUUGUGUCAUCCAGUGUUUAGUGAAUAGAUAUGUGUGUCAAGAGCACCAUUAUUUUCUCUUGCACCAAUAGGAGUCAAAAGCUCCUAGGGAGAAUAGAAAAGGUAGACAAUGACUGCAAGAUAUUUCACCAAUCCUUAAAAUUGCUGGGUUUAGUUAAACAUUGAAUGAGUUAAAUAUGACUGCAAAUAGACUAAUGUUUGCCAGGAUUACAGAGAUCAUUAAAGUCAAGUACUUGCCAUGUGAAUAACAUUUUUCUUGUAUGGCACACUUAUGUCCUGGCCCUAUUGUGUGUUUUAUGAGCAUGGUCUGAAGAUGCUUACAUGGACAGGGCUGCAAAUACAACUGUCCCACACAAAAAAAAUCAAUUACACUAACCUAAAAUUCUAUGGAAAUAUACCUGGCAUAGAGCAUAUAGAAUGAAGAAAAUGUUAAAUUGUAUAAUUCUGUAUAUAGACUAUACAAACACACACUUCAUAAAAAAUGGAAUGGUUCGUAAAAUUGUUUAAAGAAUAAUGUUUGUCUAAAUUACUACCUGUUUUGUAGUCCUUUAGAUCUAAUUGGGGCAUUCAAUAAUCGAUGGACAUAUGGCUUUGCAUUUGGAUCUAUAGCUAAUACAAUUAUUGUAUUGUUUGAUGAGGGAUUUUUGCCAGCUGGUGUCCCUGGUUGGGCCAAAGGUAUGUUUAUUGUUUAAAAUAAAUUACUUUCUUUGUUGGAUUUGUAUCUUCUUCUCUUAAAGAUUUGAAAGCUUUCUUCUUAAAUAAUUGUUCAAUACAGUAAUAUUAGUACUAAAUAAAUGUUGGCAGCUAACAUUCUCCCUAUUUAAAAAAAAAAAAAAAAAUCCAGAAGAAAUAACUAAUUAUCGGCCAAUAGCCCUAUUAAAUAAUGAUUAUAAAAUCUAUGCCUCAAUUAUUGCUAAAAGAAUUAAGAACAUAAUCUCCUCUCUGAUUGCAGAGGAUCAGGUGGGCUUUAUACCAGGAAGGAUGUCCUCUAAUCACAUUAGGAAAAUUUUAAAUAUAUUUACAAAGGUUCAUGCGAGUAAAACCCCAUUUUUAACGAUGGCCUUAGAUGGAGAAAAGGCUUUUGAUAAGGUUAUCUGGAACUUUAUGCAGUCAACUCUAAAAGCUUUUGGGUUUUCAGGUCAGAUUCUCCCGGCCUUAUAUUCCUCACCAUCGAGUAGGAUUGUUGGAGGGGGGAUUAAGUCUGACUGGUUCAAGUUAUCGAAUGGCACCCAUCAGGGUUGCCCUCUUUCCCCACUUCUUUAUAUUUUAAUAGCUGAACCCCUGGCGUAUGAAAUACGAAAAAACUCUGAAAUAAUAGGUUUUUAAAAGAGAGGCAAAGACUUUAAGAUAAGCCUAUAUACUGAUGACACACUAUUAACUUUAACCAACCCAGUCCAGUCAGUACCAGUUGUCAUGCAAGUAAUUGAAAGGUAUAGCCGUAUGUCAAAUUACAAGCUUAAUGUCCAAAAAACGACGGUAUUACCUUUCUAUAUGCAAGAAAAAGAUUACCAAUAUCUAAAUCAACAUUACGCCUUUAAAUGGGAAAAAAAGGGAUUUGUGUAUCUUGGGAUUAAUAUAGUGAGAGAUCCAGAGAAUAUAACGAAGGUCAAUGUAAUUCCUUUGAUUAGAGAAUGUAUCCACUCUCUAAAACAAUGGAAUUCACUACAGAUAUCUUGGUGGGGCAGGGUCAAUUUUAUUAGGGCUUAUGUUUUUCCUAAAUUUAUUUAUUUAUUGAGGAUGAUUCCAUUACAGAUACAACCUCAACGGCUUAAAGUCAUAAAUAAAAUAUUCAGAAACUAUAUUUGGCUUAAUAAGAAGCCCAGGAUAGGGCAGGAUCUCCUAUAUUUGAAGCAAAAACAAGGAGGUAUUGGUUUUCCAAAUAUCUUCUUAUAUCAUCAAGUGGCCCAGAUGAUGCAUACCCUACCUUUAAUUAAACAGGAUAGAAAUCCACAAGAUUGGUUCGAAAUAGAGGGGGAAGAUAUUACAGAUACAUAUAACAGUUUCGGAUUAUUGUGGACUAUAAGAAAUAGUAUUCGAAAUAAAAAUUCAAGGUGCUCAACCGACAAUCUGAUAACCAGACCUCUUGUAAAAUUUUGGACCUAUUUUAAAAAUCAAUUAGAAUUAAGGAAUAAAAUAUUACCGGCUUUGCCUUUUUGAAGCCUGGAGAUAUGGAUGGAAAAUUUAGACACGACAGAUUGGACUGGGCAUGGGAUUAAAAAAUUAGCAGAUAUAUUAGAGGAGAGUUUUGGGUAUUCCAGCUACACAGACUUUUAAUUUUAUCAAGAUAAAAAGUUUUCUACAAAGUUCUUUAGGUGGCAUGACAAAGUCAUUCUCAAUCUCUAAAUUAAAUGAUUUAAUAGACUCAGAAAAAAAUAUAAAAAUACUAACCAGAUGCGUCAAGAUUAUGAAAAGUGUAAAAGGACUUGUUCAGCCCCUAGCCAAAAUUAAAUGGGAAAUAGAUUUAUCAGUAAAAAUCAAUAUAAAGGAAUGGAGUAGGGCUCUUCAAACAGUGUACUUUAAGGUGCAUUAUUUAAAUAUUAUGGAAGCUCAUUAUAAGCUUCUAAAUAGAUGGUACAUGACACCAAAUAAGUUUCAGAAAUUUUCAAAGGAAGAGAUCUCUAGAUGCUGGAGAUGUGGAAAUGAGGGAGCGAAUUAAUUACAUAUAUGGUGGGACUGUGCACCGAUUAAGGAAGCAUGGGAUCAAUUUUUGGUCUAAAUAAAUAAUCUUUUGGGUAUCACGCACAUCUGGACUCCAGAUAUUUUGCUUUUAUAUUUAAAUUUACCGCAAUUAAAUAAAGAAAAGAAAUGUUUGUUGAUCCAUGCUCUGAUGGCUUUUAAGAUGUCCAUUGCAAAAAACUGGAAAAAGACAUCAAUUGACUCAUGGCAGCAUAUUAAGGAAAUUAUUAUAACUCAAUGUAAAAUGGAAAGGGGUAUAGCCUCCAAUCUAAGCAUUAAUACACGCCAAUAUGAGAUCUGGGACAAUUGGAUAAAUGUCCUUGAAAGGCCGACACUGAUAAGAGUUCUUGAUAAACAUUAGAUACGAAAUUUGGGGGCGGAAUCUACUACGAAUUAAGACCGGUGUAAAAUAUAAUAUGAGUAAUAAAGAAAGAAAUGUCAACUUCAAUGUUUGUAUAUUUGCAUAUGAGUAGAGUUUGAAGUGAGGGACAUUCGGUUCCCGGCACCUUCACCUCUACUGUUUGUAUGUUUGGAGUAUAAUUCUUGGAGAGCUAUAACAUUAUGUAAUAGUAUUGAUGUGGUACAAGUCUCGGAACAAUCUAUGUAUGCUCCUUUGUGUCUUUGUAUGUAAAUGUAAUUUUUUGUUUUUUUGUGUAUUAAAUUUAAAAAAAAAAACAAUAAAUAAAUAAAUGGAAAAAAAAAUAUUAGUACUAAAAAUAUCUAUAGAAUCUGAUAAGACAACCUCUUUAGGCAGAGAAUUCCACAUCUUUAUUGUUAUAACUGUAAAGAACCCUUUCUUCUGCUGCAAGUGGAAACGUCUUUCUUCCUGCUAGUGAACAGGUUAGCACAUAGCGGAAUGCACUGACCUUGUAUAUAUUACUCUAGUGAUAUUAUAUACCCUCAAAUGUGCUUUUUUUUCUAAAGAAAACAAAUGCAGUUUUCCUAGGCUUUCUUCUUAACUAAUGUUUUCCAUCCUCUCUACUUAUUUUGUAGCUCGUCUCUGUAAUUAUUCUAGUUCUGCAAUAUUCUUCUUUAAAAAUGGUGCCCAGAAUUGCAUUGCAAACUCAGGGUAGAGCCUUACCAUUGAUUUAUAAAGAGCCAAAAUUACAUUUUGAUCACAUGAAUCAAUACCACCUUUUAUACAUGAGAGCAUCUUACUAGUUCUUGCGACGGCAGACCGACAUUGCAUACUGUUGCCUAGUUUGUGAUCUGUAAUUGUUCCCAAGUCUGUACCGUUUGAUGUUAUCCCUAACGCAUCCCCAUUAGUUUUUAACACUAUAGGGUCUGGAAUACAUAUUUGUGUUCCUGACGCGAUAGUGUUCUUUUAACAACUUCCAUAGGGCAUACUAAGAACUAAUAACCAUUACCAUCAAAGUAUUUUUCAGUGCAAAAUGGAACAAGCUAUUACGAACUUUGUCCCAAAGAAGGGUUACUAUUAUAGUUAUCGGGAUAGAUGGAUACAAAAAUUAGACCCGGGACAAUAAAUUCUUCUUUUUCUUUUUUUUUUCUUUUUUCUUCUUGUAAUAUACUCACUUUUAGUCGAGCAAUCCCUAUCCAAAUCGGGAGAUUGCCAGGAUACCCUUUGCCCCUUAUUAGAUUUUUUUUUCUCUCUCCGGCACACUGUGAACCAAACAAAUGUCUCUCUAGGUUAGUCUGUAUGUAUAUAUGUUUUUUAAAUAAAAUUAAAGGACAGCAUGUAAGAGGCAGCGGCCCUUCUCCGAACCCUGGGCCUGCCACAGGAUUCACUCCCUCAAGCGGGACCCUGUGCUCCCACCACCCCGUGCCACAGCUGGGAUCCAGCAAAAAGUGCCCCAUUCAGACCACGGAGCACCACACCGGUUACCUACGCCUCAGUUACCACAUAGAUGGAGCCGAAGGGCGCACCCUCCAAGCUCCGCAACACCAUGACCUGCCCACACCGAACUGCCGAGAAAGGGAGUACUGCGCCGGAGCGCCACCAAUACCCCGCAAGGCAUCGGUUGAUGAAAUCAACUAUCAAGUCCUUGGGGACUCUACUUUCCUCUUCUCCCUUUUAUCUCUCAUUAAAUACGCCAGCACAUGAUACAGGACUCUUGCCUGGAGAACACCAGGGGACCUUGUAGCUCUAUUUGGCAAGUUUGGGAUUGCUCACCUGCAGUAACACGCACAUAGCCACUGUUUGUUUAAUAAUUAAUCUACUAAUACUUCACACUUAUAAGGCACAUAACUGUUAUUUUUCUCAGUUUAUUUAUCUAUUUAUUUAUUUUUUCUCCCUCUUUCCCUGUUUCUUUGUGUCUCCCUUUUUCCUUUUUAUAUUAUGUAGCCUUUGUUUCCUUAAAAUGAGACUCUAUACUGAGCUCCAUGUGUGGUAUAUUAAGCGAUGGCUAACAUACAAAUACUCGCCUCCUUAGCAAGCACCCCUAAGAAAGAAUCCCCAUGUAACAUUGUUACCCAGAAAGGUACAGGGAAAUCCCACCUAACAGACGAGGAUAGCUUCUUAGGAUAUCGCCUGGGACUCGGCCAUAUGCUGAAUAGAAAGCACCACAACUUUACCCUACUACCUUAAGCCUGGCGGCCCAUCAACCCCCAAUCACGCAUUAACCAUGACCUUAAGGGUCCCUACCACAUAAACAGGGGGAUUUAUGUUUGCUACGGACAGCCUGAAUAUAGCCUACCCCAGCUGGCCCACUUCCAUUCUCAGCGAAGCAUUUAAGCUGCACAGCUAACAUAGCCCUAAUGUGUCCCCUCGGACCACCUCACAGGAGUACCUUCAGUUGUCAAGCACCCAGUUAGUUUCACUGGUGAAGUUUACACUCUAUACUUCUCAAUAUGCAUUACUUAACUUAUUGCUGCUAACCUAAGGGGACGGCUCUUUAUGUUUUUUUUGUUUUUUGUUUUUUUUUUUCGCCUAGCGCGGCACAAUUAAAAUCGCAGCUCUGAUGAGACAUACUGUACUAAACGCAUAACACUGUAUAAGCCAACACAAAGAUGAGAGCGUAUAGCUAUGAUCUGUAAUGCAAUGUCCUAGCCUGACUGUUAAUCUUAAUCUUAAUGUGACUACUAAGUGACACAUAUCUGUGAAACAAAAUACUACUUUUACUUGUCUCUAUAAGUGUAAGUUAUUAUCCUGUUUAUAUAACUACUUUAUAAAAAAAAAAAAAGUGCAAUGUUAUUACUGACAUGAUUAAGUGUGUAUUCGAACUUGAGCGCACCAGCUAUUGUGGCUGUGCAACUCCGCCUGUUAACCUUAUGCACGACCAAAAAUAAAGAAUUAAAAAAAAAAAAAAAAUUAAAGGAAAACAAGAUAAACAAAACUGGGAGAUAGGAUACAUAUACACAAAAAAAUAAGAUGAAAAUAAAACAAAUGAUGAUGAUUUGGUAUUUGAUAAGGUCAACCCUGACAUACAUAAAGUAUGAAAUAGCAAAUAUUAUAUAUUAUACCUAGCUCUACACUCGUGAGAACUGAGGAUUUAAAGGGUAUAACAUACCGGCUAAAUCUAAAGUCUCUGUUGUUUUUUUGGAAAUACCAUAUUCUGAUGUAAAAAAAAUAAAAUUAGAAAAAAAUAUAACCAUUACUUAAUUACUGUGUUUCACCAAUUUGAACUGUCACUUUAACUAUAUGUUAUAUAUUUUAUAUGAAUUAUUACUUAUUCACAAAUACUUUUUUACAGGAUUUGUUAUUUUAGCUGGAGCCCUAGAAGUUGGACUGUGCUAUUUUCCCAUUUUUGCCUGUCUCACCACAGCUAAUAAAAUAGUUGGACCUAUUAUAGGAUUUUUGUAUACACUCUUUUGGUAAGUGGAAGCAUGUGUAUGUUACAUAAAUUUAAAGCUUAAGCCAGACUAUGUUUCUCUAAAUUGGUAGUAUAACACAAUUUAUUCAGGCCGGAUGUCUUAAAAAUGUUUUUGGCUUUUGAUUUAUUUAUUUAUGUUUUAAUUUUGCCAGUUCAGCAUGGCUAGACAGAUUAUGGCUAAACAGAUCAGUAGUUGGACCUUGUACACAGAGAUCUAUUGGUUUAGUGUGCAAAAACAAAGCAUUAGUUUGUUCUUGCCCCUCAAGAUGAGUGUUGCCAGCCUUUCCCUGGAAAAUACUCACCCCUGCCAACUUAUUUUAGGGGCAUGUGGGUGAGUUUAAUGUUUGAGUGUCAUUUAGAGCCAAAUAAAGAUCGCCCUAUAGACUAGGUAGCAGUGGAGGCUCAUCCAUAGGGACUGGUAAAUAGGGGAAAAUGUUUUUGUAGUAGUAUAGAGACACUGAGAUUCUUUUUUCUGGAGGGGAGGGUGGUGAGCCACAAAAUAAGUGUCUUUUUAAUUAUGUCAUAGGUUUCAGUUGUGCAGGACCCCCCUCCCUCAUUCAUAGCUGUUUGGAGAAACUUACUUAAGGGCAUCUAAGCAUGCAAAAACAUUUAAAUCUGCCCUGUUUCAGCAGGUUUUGCACAUGCCUAGUUCUUCCAGAAGGAAUUUCAGGAAUUAUCAUUGAGUUGCCAUUUGGGCAGCAUAGCCUACUCCCCAUGAGUCAAGGCAUGCUAUUGGCCUUUCCAUUAAGGGGCCACAUUGACUGAUAGAACCAGGGGGUGGGGUUACAGUGCUACUGUUAAUCAUGUCAGCUACUUUUUGGUUCCAUAUUACCACUGCAGAUUAAUUAUAAUAUUAUCUUAAUGCUUUAACUAUGUGCACACUCAGAACUAAUGGAGUAGCUGACAUAUUUUAUAAAAGGAGGCAUGGGCUCCUCUGUAAUGGUCCAAUCCAAUGCUCCUCAUAGAGGAAUAUUGGGGAUCUUAUUUGCAUGUGCAGAGUGUGACGCACACAUCCGAACUUUCCCAUAGGAAAGAGUUAGUAUUCACUAGGUCAGUGACGUGAAAGUGCCACAAGAGAUGAAUUUAACCUUGUCAUGUAAACAUUACAGUUUCUAGAUAUAUCGCAAUGUUUUACAUUGCAUGACUAAAAGGAGAGGGCCACUGCACCCAGACCACUUUAUUGUCUAUGAAGUGAUCUAAGUGACUGUAGUAUCCCUUCCCCCAACUCUACCCUAUACUACACUCUAUCUCCAACACUAAAUCCUCACAUGUUAUAUAAAUCACAUUAUGAUAACAAAUCUUCAAAUUAAUUCAGAUUAUAUAAACCUAUACUUGAAAGCUCCACCACUUUUUUUUAAUCCCACACCAUGCAGUAUUAUUCACAUACCCACAGAAAAAUGUGCAACAUUAAAACCACUUUGUUAAACCCUGCACCCACAGCAAUACCCACUAUCGUUAACUCCAAAUAUUGUGUAUUUAAAGAUGCACUGUUACACAUUUUCUAAUGAUUUCAGUAAUAUGCUUAACUAUUAAUGGAAGAAGAAAAUAGACAUCUAAUGGUAAAUAUACAGUUUUGACAGGUAUUUCGAUUACCUGGCCCCCUUCACUAUUAUUAGGUUUAUUUUAAAUGGAAUUGGGCUGUCUAGAGGCUUGGGGACCCCUAACUACAUGGGAGGGGGGCUGGAUAUUUUUUUUGUGGCAUGUCCAACCCUACUUUAUUUAACUAAAGUCUCCAACAACCACUCAUGGGUGGGGGCUGAUGGCCAUUGUUUAUUAAUUAAAGCCACCUUCCACUAAUCGGAGGACUAUAGGGGUGGUUGACACAAUGUACCCCCCUUUUUAUUUAGAGCCCCUAACAGUUGCCCAUGGGUGUGCGUUGCUGGGUGUCAGGAUACUUACAGGAUCCAGAGCAAAGUAACAAAAGGCACAGCAGGAAUAAUAAAGCAGUGUAUUACUUGACCUUAGAAUGACUGGACUUAAUACUCAGAUAGGAAAAACAAAAAAAUCAGGAACUCAGGAACAAUCCUCAAGGUCAGGAACUAACCAAGGAUUGGCACAUGAACACCUGGUCAAUCAGGAACAAAUAGAUGAGGCAAAUAAAUUACCAUGAAGUUGCAAGCAUCUGGUAAUCAGGUAAUUCACAAUCAGGAGCAAUAUAACUUGUUUAAAACUCAAAGAAUCAUGAAACGACACUGAGGCAUAAACAGUGAUAGUAUACACACUGAUCAGCCACAGCAGUAAAAAACCCUGUCUAAUAUUCUGUAGGUCCCUCUUGUGCUGCCAAAAUAGUUCUGAUGCGUUGAGGCAUGGACUCUCUCUAGAAGACCUUUGAACAUGUCCACCAAGACAUUAGCAGCAAAUCUCUUAAGUUCUGUAAGUUGCAGUUGAUGUGAGGCCUCCAUGGAUUUGUUGUUCCAGUACAUUUCACAGAUAGUCAGUUGGAUUGAGAUCUAGGGAAUUUUGAGUCCAAGGCAACAACUUGAACUCUUUGUAAGUUUCCUCCAACCGUUCCUGAAUAUUUAUUUCAGUGUGGCAGGGUGCAUUAUCCUACUGAAAUACGCCACUGCCUUCAGAGAACACCAUUGCCAUGAAAGGGUGCACGUGGUUUGCAUCAAUCUCUAGGUGGAUGGCACAUGUCAAAGUAACAUCUACAUAAAUGCCAGGACCCAAGGUUUCCCAAAACAAUGUCAGAGCAUAACGCUGCCUUUGCUGGCUUACCUUCUUUCCAUAGUGCAUCCUCACUGCCAUCUCUUUCCCAGGUAUAUGCAUCCAGUCAUCCACCUCAUAUGUUUUUGAGAGCAGAUGUUUUAUGUAGUUUAUGUGCUGCUUUUUGUCCUCCUCCUACAUUCCAUCAAUGGCUGAAGGCACCCACUUGGAGUUCAUGGCCUCUCAUCUUCAAUAAAGACAAGACUUCUCUGUUGGCCUCUGUCCAGUAUGGUUAAGCGUAUGGACCCUGGAGUAGUCCAUACCUCUUCAACAGCCUCUGAACCCUGCACCAUGACCUGGUGGAGACUGCCAUAUAUUUCCACAUCCAGGCCAUUUGCUCCUCAUCCACGGUGCCAAUAUCACUCAAUGGGGACUCCCCUAAAACUGUCCAUUCAAAUGAGAACCAGGGGGCUCCCAUAGCUCUCCCAGAUGGACACCUCAGAUGAAAAACAUUGAAUGUUCUGGGGAUGGGGGAAGCGCUUAUUAUCUUGACUUUUGCAAGACUUACUUGUAAUGUAAUUUCCAUUCAUCCUUGUCUCCUCUCUUCUCCUUUUCCACCCUCCCUCCCCAGAGGGCACCCUUGGGGCAUUUUACCAAGUCUUUUCACAUUCUUCCUUUAAUUCUAAAGUUCUCUAGUCUCUCCUCUCUAGCUGUUCUUUACUCUCUACACAUCAUAACGCACCUGCACUCAUGACUGUAGCAGGUUCAUCACUACUUUUUGCACUUCCCCAUUUUACAGUGUUUCCUUCUGGAUGCUUGGGGAUGCAUCACAAGGCUCCUGCAAAUGAUAUGCUUACAGUUUCCCUUUUGUGAAGUCCAUGCUGGGUCCCUUGUUGCCUUUAAGCCAGGCAAUUACUGGUUCAACCUUUAUUGCCCUUACUUUUGCUUAUUUGUUUGGCCACUGCGGCCUCUGCCAUCACCACCAUGGUGGUAUUAUUAUAAGCAACCCCGAGAACAGCAUUUAUUUUUCUGUUUACUUAUUAGCUUCUCCAGCUACUGAAGUCAAUCAUUUUUCAGUGCUCAUUAAUAAACCGUGACAAAUGGGAUAACACUUUCUAAGCUCUCUCCCACAUACACCAAGCCUGGCACAAAUCAAAGCCUUUCAUAGGGUGUGCAAACUCUUAAGACAGUUGGCUGGGACCCCACAUAUUUGGGUGCAUACCUCUGUGUUGGAGGCACGCUGAUACCUCUGUGUUAGUUGAGAGUGCUGGAGGAGUUAAUUUCCUCAGCACAGGAUAUGAUUCAGGCAUACACUGGGAUCUGGGCCCAGUGGUUGACCACUACCUAUACAGUGGACUUCAAACAAUACCCAACUACUCUGUUGAUGCUCUAGCCUACUAGGAUACAGCAGGUCAAGCAAGAUUUAAAGCCAACUCCCCCUACAACCAGGAGGCCCAGUAAAGCUCUGGUUACCAGGCCUUCUUUUACUCAACACACCACUUAACUCAUUUCUUUUUCAGGUAAUGAAAACGUGGUUCUCCUCCUUUGUUUCCUUAAUAUUAUUUUGAUUUCACCUUUUUAUUAUAAGCUGAAUGGUUCAAGGGCUACUGUACUCUAGCCAGCAAGAAAAACUUCCUUGAGAGCCCAACAUAAACCCUCAGGACAAGUUGACUGGCACACAUAAUGUAGAAAUAUUGUAUGUUAUAUAAUACUGGUAAUCUGGUUCCAUUCACCUAACCUCUUGGUUAAUUUGACGAUACUCUAGAGACUUUUAGUCCAUCCCCAUAUAUUUAGUGUUGCUACAUAAAUACUGUUUAAUUGAUCUCUGUUACUUGUACUUUAAAUACUUAUGACAAGAUAUGUGCAAAUGUACUUUUCUUCAUACAAAACCGAAGAAAUCCUAUUUAUAAAAAAUGCCCCCAAAAACUGGUAUAAUCCUACAAGCAGCUCUCCGCACCAGUAAAAAAAUAAAAACAAAAGCAAAAACCCCCCUCAAAAGUGCAAAAUUUGAAAGAAUGAAAAAAAACGUAUGAAGUCUGAAUACAAUAUUAUCCUUAAGAUUCACACUAAAAAAGUAGAGGUAUAGUGCGAGAAUUGGAUCUGUCUCACCAAGUCUAUGGGGUGGAGAAACUGACUGGUUUAUUCACUAAAGUGAAAAUUCAGAAGUCAAUUAUGCUACUUUGGCCUUAAAUGUGAAGUUCACUUUGAAUUCGCACAUUAGUAAAUAACACUGUUAUUCUGUAGUUAUAGUAGUCAUGCACAUAUUAGAGUAGGCAAAAUUGAAACUCACUUCUGUGAAUAACCCAGUAAAUAAAUAUGUGGACACGUAGGUUAUCAUAGGAAAGUCAUAUUUGUCCUUUGAAACCAAAAUGGAAUAUGUGUGGGUACAGGGCUGGUUCAAGUAUUUUUGGCAACACAGGCGAAGAUGCAAUUAUGCCGCCCCCAUAAUGUGUCUUCGCCUGUGUGUCUCUUAACAAUAAUUUUGCCUCUUUUGUAUAUUGUAUUCACUUUUUGUGUCUCUUUUCCUCUUUUUGCAUAUUUUAUCCUCUUAUUAAUCCACUACUUUGGUCUGCAAGGCAAAGUAUAGAGAGUGACCGGUGGGAGUGGAAUUCAAUGCACCCCCUCUUCUGAUGGGCACCUGUGCAGCCUUAUGGUAGCGCCGGCCCAGUGUAAGGAAUCAGAAAAUUACAGCUGAACAAAACUUGCAAAAUUACUUGUGUCUUCAGUACAAAAAAAAACUAAAUGUGGGAUUAAAUAACAUAAGCAAAUUGUGUUUCCAUAUGAAAGAUGCGUUCUUCACAGCCAGCUCUCAAUAGAUUCACUGGGGCAUUAAAGUUCUGUAGUAAGAACACACGUAAGCAGUAGCCCAUUUAGAUAAUUUUGUGUUUGUAACAUACUUUGAUUUACUAAUGCUGAGAAUGUGUUUUGGUUUUUGUUUGUAUUUUUAGGUUAUCAGUCACAGUGGCAGACAUUGUUAUUUGCCCUCAUGAAACUGUAAGUACUGUAAUAGUUAAGUUAUAGAAAUUAGAGAUGUAUAAAUAGAUGUGAGCCUACUCUCCCUUGUUUACAUCUUAAAAUCGGUGUGUUUGAGUCACUUGUUGAGUUAUAUUCUCUGCUUUGCCUCUCAGCGUUAUUGUUAGCAUUUAUAUAACACCAACAUAUUCCUCUGUUCUUUAUAAUUAUAGAAAUUUGUAGACCCUGCUUAAACGAACUUUCAAUCUGAAAAUGCACUUCUUUUCAAUAUGAAAACAUUGGGAGGCUAAUGUGUAGGAGUGGCAAAACACUGCUUUGGGCCAAUCUAUUAAACCAUCUAAUUAAUAUAGCUAUAUCUGUAGACAUGCCUCUAGCUCAUGUAGGCAUUUACACUAGCAGAACAGCAAUGUUCAAAGCCAAUGUUUAAAUUGCAAGGUUAAAACGAGAGGUACAUGGCAUCUAGACCACUUCAUGGGGAUUGAAGUGGUCUGGGUGCUUAUAAUGUCCCUUUAAAUAGUUCUUUGCUAACUCUUUUCUUGUUAGGUCCCUUUGGGGUUUUUUUGUUUUUUUUUGGAAAACCAGCCUCAACCCCCAUGGAAUGUUUCCUUUUUCCAAGAGUGUUCUUGUCAUUGGUCCUGCAGAAGAUUGCUACCAGUUUCUGAAAUCUUCCUUUUAUUUGACCAUCUGGCUACCUGUAAUUUAUAUGAUCUUCAGCUUGUGCUGUGGACACACUUGCAGCUAAGAUUAACAGCCACAGUAAUUCAAGGUGUUUAGCAGCUGUUUAAUUGAGCUUUUAUGAAACCAAACCCCUUGUGUUUCUCUGUUGCUAUAUUUAUGUGCAAGCUAUGUUCAUUACUGCUAUCCGUGUGUGUGUGUGUGUGUGUUAGCAGGAGAGGACUAGCAACUUUUGGCCUGGGUGUUCAAAUAAAAACAAAUUUUUAUUUACACAAAACUGUCAGUUCUCUGUAUUUUUCAGUUUUAUUAUCUGCGACAAACUAGAAUUUGUGUUAUGCUUUUCAAAAUAUUGUCAGGACACUCCUCAUUUUAGGGUCUGUUCUGUUAUCUAGAUUCCACUGCACGUGUUGCAUGAGUACAUCAUUAGAUUCACUAUGGGCAUGAAGCAGUGAAGAGCAAGGCUGCAUAGUGUAGAGCAGUGGAGAUGACUACAUGGCUAUGAAUUGUAUACCACAAAUGCUAGGCACAGCAGGUUCUCUGGCAAAUUAAGCUUUCAAAAGAAAGAUGUGUAACCAAGAACAGAGAGAAUUAAUAUGUGGUUAUUAUUUGUAAGCCAUGGCACACUAGUUCGGCACUAUAAAAUAAGAAAUUAUUUCUUUGGUAAAUGAUCUUAACAUUUCCCUAAGCAGUAGGAUGUUGGGCUUCUCUUAAAUUUUGCAACAAACUUGAAGCACUUCCAAUUUUACAACAAACUAGGAAUGGCAGUCAGAUAUCUCCUUAGUUCAAAUAGUUAUUACCCCACAAAUAAAAAUGUAUAUCCCAUAAUUAUGUUUUGUCAAGUUUUCAUCCAGUUGUUGUUUAAACAUCUAUAUAGGCUCUGAUAAAACUCAAUUUUUAAGCAGAGAAUUGUUUGCUGUAAAAAAAACAACAAACUUUUCCUUUGCCUUAGACGAAAUCUCCUUUCUUCCAGUCUAAAAAGGGUGAUCUUGUGUCCUAUGUAUAGUCCUAUUUAUAAAUAGAUUCCAGGCAAUGGUUUGCAUUGGCCCUGAAUAUAUUUGUAUAAUGCUCUAUAAUGUAUCAUAUCCCCUCUAAGCUGCAGUUUUUCUAAAGUAAACCGAUUUAAAUUUGUUAACCUUUCUUCAUAACUAUUAAAAUAUUUCAUUCUUUUUAUUAAUUUUGCACUUUGCUCCCUCUGCACUUUUUCUAAUGCCAUAGAAUCCUUCUUUAGAAAAGGUUCCCAAAAUUGCACAGCAUAUUCAGAUGUGGUCUUACCAUUGAUAUAUAAAUCAAUAAAUCAUAAUUAUAUGUUAUGAUAUAGAAUUAAUGCCCCUUUUUAUACAAGGCAAUAUCUUACUGGCCUUAGCAUAGCACAUUGUUGCCUAGUUUGUUGUCUACGAGAAUACCCAAAUCUUUCUCACAUGCUGUUAUCCCUAAAUUGCUACCAUUUAGGGUGUUAGUUGCUUGUGCAUUCUUUACCACAAAGUGCAUAACUCUGCAUUUAUCUACAUUACAUUUCAUGUGCCCUAUCCUUCCUAAAUAAUGUGAAACUAUUUGAACUGCCCAUUCAUGUUUCUCAUCCAUAUUAUGCCUAAUAUGUCGCAUUGCCUCUACUUUCCUCAUUUUGUUAUUUUGGCUCCUUGCGUUAGUAGGUAUAUAUUUAAUAUUAUCACAUUAUCAUAUUAUCAUCAUUGUCUGUUGUACUUUGUAUUUUUUUUUCUAUUGCAUAACUCCUCUGUUCUGAUCUUGCCCCCACAUCUCCACCCCCUUGUGCUGAGCUAAGGUCUAUCUCCUUUGUGUCUUUUCUCCAUUUUGUCAGUGUGUGUGUGUGUGUCCACCACUAGUUUAAAAUCUCUGCCAACCUACUAGUCAUUCUGUGCCCCAGCACAGAAGAUACUUUUCCGUUUAGGGGCUAUCCAUCAUGGCUAUAAAGCUUGUACCCAAGGCCAAAAUCAGGUCAGUUCUCUAAAAAGACAAAUCCCUAAUUCCUAUACCAUCACUUUAGCCACGCAUUAACCUAAUAUUCCACUGCCUUUCAACUGUAGUGUGCUAACAGGUAAUAUUUCUGAAAAUACGUCCUUGGAGGUCCUCUUCUUCAGUUUACAUUAUAAUUGAUACCAAUAUAGACCAUCAUAGCAGGAUUAUCCACAGACCCUCCCAAUAAUCCAUCUACUCUGUCAACAUGCCAAACCUGAGCACCCAGGAGACUGCAAACUUUUUGGUUGUUUGGUUGAGAUGAUCAGAUUGGCAGAUUACCCUAUCUACUCUCUUAAUAAUAGAGUCCCCUACCAUCACAACCUGUCUAAUAGUUCUUACAUUCUCAACCCUAUGAAUCACAUGUUACAAAUGUGAAACCCAGUUGAAACCCAUUAUUUAUAAAAUAAAUAAAUCAAUUUUAAACAAAAUUAAAAAUUAAUAAAGGGUGUUGGGUUCAAAGUGUGGACCACCCUAAUAAAUAUUUAUGUUUCUAUUCAAUUCUGGAAAACUGAACAACAGCAUAUAGGCUAAAUCUUAAUUAAACAUGUGAGGAAGGCUUAACUUGAUGGACGUAAGUCUCUUUUCAGCUAUAUAACUAUGUAACUAUGUAAUUAAAUGAGACUAGCGUACAUUUAGAUAAAGAGGAAUACCAGUCCGGUUCCCUAGUUCUACUUUUGCUCAAAUAGGGUUACAAUAAAGCAUGCAGAAAUGUGGAGUAAAAGAACGGGAAGAAAAUAUUCAAAGCACAGAGGAUUUGCAAACUUAGUGAGUUGAAAGUUUCUGUAAAUAGAAGACUUAUGAUGGCAAUCCAGAUACUUGCUAUCGGCUACCCGAUAUCUAAAUUACUGUGGAACCCUAUGUUCUACGCACGGGGAGGCCUCAACCAAAUGCAAUGUAAACUCAUAAUUCAAUUUGGAAUUGCAUAGCACCAGGGUGAAUUUUUCAGGCAAAUUCCAGAUAUGGAAGAUGGUCUUUUGGGUGUUUAGGAAUAUUGCCUGGAACAAAUAUAGAAAAUGGACAGCCCCUGGGAGAGCAGCAUGGGAAAGUUUAAAAGACAAUUAAUAUAGAUGCAAUACAUCUGUGUGAGAACAGGCUCAAAAAACUAAAAAGUCAAUUAUGGGUAGUCAGGAGCUAAGCGGAAUGUAAUGCAAUCCACCGGUGCAUCUCCUACUAUAAAGGAAAAGAAAAAAAGUAAAGUAUUUUUCUUUUGAGAAUGUCAUGGGGGGAGAACGCUGACCAUAUAUGCAUACGGCUUGUGGGUAUCACGUGGUUCAGAUAUACACUGUUAGACACAUUCUCUGUUAGACACAUAUACACAGAUUCCCACUGUCAGACACAUGCAUAUAUACACAAUGUCAGACACACACAGGGAUCUUUAUUUAUUAAAGUCCCAAUAGUCCCUUAGCAAAUGAACCCAAACUUUCCAGUUCUGCAUGGGGUCAUGUGGGCAGCAAAAUCUAGACAUUGUUCACACUAUUAAAAGUUCGGAAUUUGCAAGUAAGGCUCCAAAAGAGAUAUGACCUUUCCCACCCCUUACAAAUAAAGUGACCAAAAAGGAGCUUUAAAAAUAAGCUGCAACUUAAAAAAAAAAGAAAUGAGGAAAGUGUGCUAACUAAAAUUGUUUUUUUUUUUGUUUUUUUUAAAGACUCAUCUAUGUUAGUAUACAAACUUUCUCCAAUUAGCAAUGCAACCAAAAGAUAAAACAGAAUAAACAAUAAUAGUGCAGACUGUAUUAUAGACUAACAAAAAGUAACGAUGGUCCAGGCACUCAAGUUCAAUCAGUGGGCAGAUUUAUUGGAGCAAAAUCGAAACAACGUUUUGGCCCACAACAGGGCCAUUGUCAAGCUAACCACAAGUGUAUUGAUAUCCAUUAUAAAAGGUAAUCAAUUCAACAAAUAACACAAUGUAUAUCAAGACAAAGAUAAUCAAUUACAUAUCACAUUAAUCACAUGUUAAUAAUGCAUACCAAUAAAGCAUAAAAAAUUGUUAAAAAAACAUCCAGCAAUUAUAGCAACUUCCAACAAGUUUGUAUUUUAAAGUUUGUUGGAUAUAAUAUAUCCUUUAGUUUAUUUAAUUCUCUAGUUGUUAUAUAUUGUCUUCCCUCUAAGAACUUAUAUGAAAAUAGGACAAUAUAUUAUCCACCAUCAAUGUUAAAUAACAGAAUAAUGGCUUUGAAGGGGUGUGUCUUAGCCACCAUCUUGAAUGGCCAUCAUCUAGAGGAGCUCCUGGGACAUUGGGAGAAUAAUGUUCCAAAAGUGACAUAUAUCAUUUUAUUUCACCUAAUUUGAGCAUUGAUAUCCCUUUAACAACAUUCAGUUAAUAUGCAGAAACAAACAAGACCUGAAAAGAGUGCUUCUGCAACAAAGAAAAUCGAUGGAGGUGCUGCAUGGGUUUGCUUACAAGGGGUAGUGGUUAUGGUGCUUACAGUGUUCCUUUAACGGGAUAUAUAUAAAAAAAAUGGGAUAUACAGUUAUUCUGCUGUUCAAUUUUGGAGGACUACAAUACAGUUAGUAUUAGUAUGCUGCUUUUUCUUACUAAACUCAUUUCAUAUUUGCCCAGUAAAUAUAUAAGACUUUGUUGUUCCAAUCCAUUUCAUUCAAAAUGAGAUAAAUUAUUAUCAUUAUUAACUCACAGCAUGGUAAAAACUGUGAAAAUGUGGUUGUGGAAUAUCUAUAAAUAUUAUUUUAUUUUUUUUAGGCGAAAAGGCAAUACGAGAAAAUCAUUUCACACUGGCCAUCCAUUCUUUGUUUCCUGUUCCUGUUGUACCGAUUUGUUUACACAUUUAUUUGCAGAAAUAAACCUGGAGAAGGUGGCUACAAGGUAGGUACAGUAUAUUUUUUUAGAAAUUGUUUGCUUCUCUGACAUAAACAGGUUGUUUAAUAAGGUUAUCUGACAUUUUAGUACAUUUGGAUUAUUAUUUAGAUUGUAUAAAUGAAAUAUAUAUUUAUAACUUUACAUGCUAAAGAUUUUGAAUUGUGUGUAUGAAUAAUCUCAGUUCUUUUAUACAUACCAUGUUGAUUUCUAUUACAUUUUCUAAAAAAAAAAUGUACUGUCAGGGCAUUUCUUUGUAGGCAUUCAUGGGCGUCCUCAGGGUGGGGGGGGGGGAGCUGCAACGAGCAGCAAGCAACUCCCAGACUGCAGAGACAGCCUACAGAUCAGGUAAGUGAGGAAUGGGGGGCAGCCUACAGAUCAGAGUAAGUGGGGAUGGGGGCAGCCUACAAAUCAGGUAAGUGGGGAUGGGGCAGCCUACAGAUCAGGUAAGUGAGCAAGGGGGGCAAGAGGGGGCAGCCUACAGGUCAUAGUAAUUGAGGAUGGGGGGCAGCCUACAGAUCAGGCAAUGAGGCAUGGGGGCGGCCUACAGAGCAGGUAAGUGAGGGAGCAGCCUACAGAGAAGGUAAGUGAGGGAUGGGAAAGCAGCCUACAGAUCAGGGGAGUGAGACAUGGGGGGGCAGCCUACAGAUCAGAUAGGUGAAGGAUGGGGGGCAUCAUACAGAUCUGGGAAGUAAGGUUUGGGGGGCAGCCUACAGAUCAGGUUAGUGAGGCAUAGGGGGGCAGCCACAGAUCAGCUAAGGGGAGGCAUGGGGGCAGCCUACAGGUUGGAGGUAAGUGAGGCAUGGGGGGCAGCCUACAGAUCAGGUAGGGGAGGCAUGGGGGGCAGCCUACAGAUAAGGUAAGUGAGGCAUGGGGGACAGCCUUCACAUCAGGUAAGUGAGGGAUGGGGGCAUCAUAUAGGAAUGGUCAGCAAGGAGCAGCAAGGUAAAGUAGGAGAAGGAGCAGUAAUGAGCAGAAAGGGACAUCAAGGAGUAGAAAGGGUCAGCAGUGAGCUGGAAAGGACAGAAAAGCAGAAAAGAACAUAAAUGAGCAGGGAGAGGCAGAAAUGAGCAGGAAGAGGCAGCAAUUAGCAGAACGAGUUUGCUAGGAGCAGGAAGGAUCUGCAAGGAGCAGAAAGGGGCUGCAAUGAGCAGAAAGAGUCAGCAAGGGGCAGGAAGGGACAGAAGGAGCACAAAAGUAAAGAAGCAGAAAGAAUCAGAAGAUAACAAAGGUAACGUAGGAGAAGGAGCAGAAAGGGGCAGCAAGGAGCUGGAAGGGACAGAAGGAGCACAAAAGGUAAGGUAGGAGAAGGAGCAGAAGGGAACAGAAAUUAGCAGGAAGGGUCAGCAAGGAGCAUGAAGGGGAAGGGACUGCAAGGAGCAGAAAGAGUCUGCAAGGAGCAGGAAGGGGCAAUAAGGGUCUGCAAGGAGAAGGAAGGGGCUGCAAGGGGCAGGAAGUGACAAAAGGAACACAAAGGUAAAGGAGCAGAAAGAAUCAGAAGGAGCACAAAGGUAAAGUAGAAGAAGGAGCACAAAGGGCCAGCAAGGAGCUGGAAAGGGCAGCAUGGAGUAAAAAGGGUCAGGAAGGAGCUGGAAGGGGUAGAAGGAGCUCAAAUGUAAAGUAGAAGAAGGAGCCAAAAGGAAUAGAAAUGAACAGGAAGGGGCAGCAAGGAUCCGGAAGGGUCUGCAAGGAGCAGGAAGGGCAGCAAGAAGCAGGAAGGGUCUUCAAGGAGCAGGAAGGGUAUCAAAGGAGAAUAAAGUGUCUUUUAUUUACUGAGUAUCAGGAAGUACAGAGUGCCGUUGGGUAGGGGUGUCACUGAUUGGCUAGAGCGGUCAGCUGGCAAUGUAAGCCAAUCAGUAGUUCCCCAUUCAUAAAAAAGUUAAACAUUUUUAUGAACCGGGAGCUAGCAAUUGGCUUAGAGCGUAAGCUGACUCUAGCCAAUCAGUGGCACCCAUCCCUGACAUCAAUCUGCACUUCCGGAAACUCCAUUUCAUAAACCGAAUACCACUGAGCGACAUGGAGAUCUGGAGCUGGAGGGUUAAACCAUUUGAGAGCAGUUUAACCCCUUAAAGGAAAGAGAGCACCCAGGGGCCUCCUAGCAUCAUAGCAUUUUUAUUUAAAUGAAGUUUUUAUGGUUACCAGAAUGUUCCUUUAAUUUGAUUAAAGGAACACUCUAGUGUCACGAAUACACACAUGUAUUCCUGACACCAUAGUUGUGAAAAUGCUAUUCACCCUGGCUUUAUGUGAUAAUGACUAUGCCCCUCCCCUUCAUGACACUGUCAAAAAGGGGCCAAACAUGGAUGUCAUUAUAAUUAUGCCCCCCACCCCCCCUCUAAAAUAUUCCUGCGGACGCGCAUGUAGGCAUUCAGUUGUUUAUGCUUUGAAGUUAUUACAGGACCAGUUUACAUGUAUCAAUAAAGCAUGAAACGUAUAUCUAUAAAUUGUAAUACGAUAAAAAUUAGAGACCUAAAUACUUUGAGUUUCAAGUAACCUUUAAAUGUUCAGUAGCAAGAACCACAAAUAAAUUGUAUGAGAUAUUGUCUAUCUGGCUAAUUUGUAGUGAAACAAGGAAACUGGAUUAUAUUGAUUCUGCUUUUGUAUUAACGGUAUAAGAUUCCUUAAUUUAUUGGAAAAAACAUUGAAAAGCAUCCGUUCAAAAUGGAAAUGAUAUGUUAUGAGAUCUUCAGUCACAUUAUUAAUACUGGUAAUUUCCCUGAUCAUGUUAAAAAUAAGCAUCUUUGAUGUUAAAUAUCUUAUAUUUGAGUUACUACAGUUCAGUACAAAAUUAAAAAAAAAUUCAAAAGUGUAAAUAUUUAUCUUUCCAUCUUAAAGGACCAAAAUCUCAUACUACAAGCACACCAGGCUGAACAUGUCAGAAGGCUCUUGAGGAAGCCUGUAGAGUAAGUAUGGUGCUUCCUUGUGUCCAAUAUACAUUUUUCAUUUAUUUCUGUUUUAAUAUACAUACCAUGAGAAGAUGCAAAACCAUUACUGCUUUUUGGCAAAAUUUAGAGGAUCCUAAAAACAUGACUUCAGAUUUUUUAUAUUAUAUUAGAUAUCUGAAAUUGAUAUACCUAUGGAAGCAUUCUAAUGGAAAAUGUAUUUAUUUAUUUAGAAAAUAUUUUACCAAGAAGGAUAAAUUGAGAUUUCUCUUGUUUUCAACGAUGUCCUGAGGAGGGUUAGCAUUGAUGAUUAGGAGGUGUCUAAAUUAAACAUUCAAAUAAAUAGUUUAAUAGUAUAUUUAAAGCUAGAGUUGGGUGACAACCUUAAUGCACCACUGUCUUUUUUUUUUCUUUUAGUUUUCCUUUCCUGGUGUCUGUUGUUUCUUAAUGAUUAUACUUCCUCCCCUUGCCACGUGUUUUUAUUUGUAUUUGUUAUUAAUAUUAUUUUUUUUAAUUAUUAUUAUUAUUUUUAAAGCGCCAACAAAUUCUGCACUGCUGUACAAUGGGUGGACGAACAAACAAUUUGGACGCACAGGAACAGAGGGGUUGAUGGGUUUAGUAUGAUGUAUGGCAGAUUUUGUGACUGCACAAUACAUAAGGAAUGAGAAAAACAACUUGAAAGCUGGAUUUCCAGGAAGAAAAAAAUCCCCAAAACCUUUUUAUUUUUUCAAUUAGAAACAAAACUUAAAAAGUAUUAGUCUUUCACUUAUCAAAAAAAUACUCUGCUGGAACAGGGGAAGGGAGAAGGCAUGAGGCGGAUUUUGAAGCUUAAUACAGAUACAAAAAAUUACAUAUAAUAGUGAAAUACUGUAUGGAAAUAUAUAAGAAUGAUGCGCUAUUGGGUUACACUCACAGGAUGAAGGAAUGUAUAAAGGCCUUAGGGAGCCUCCCCUGAUGGAGAUAGGGGGCUAAUCCAACAACUCCUCCUUUCCAGCGAUAGCUCUGCAGCAUGAAGGGCCGGACUCAAGGUUGAAAAGUAUAGAAACAUAGAAACAUAUAAUGUGACGGCAGAUAAGAACCAUUCAGCCCAUCUAGUCUGCCCAAUUUUCUAAAUACUUUCAUUAGUCCCUGGCCUUAUCUUAUAAUUAGGAUAGCCUUAUGCCUAUCCCACGCAUGAUUAAACUCCUUUACUGUGUUAACCUGUACCACUUCAGCUGGAAGGCUAUUCCAUGCAUCCACUACCCUCUCAGUAAAGUAAUACUUCCUGAUAUUAUUUUUAAACCUUUGUCCCUCUAAUUUAAGACUAUGUCCUCUUGUUGUGGUAGUUUUUCUUCUUUUAAAUAUAGUCUCCUCCUUUACUGUGUUGAUUCCGUUUAUAUAUUUAAAUGUUUCUAUCAUAUUCCCCCUGUCUCGUCUUUCCUCCAAGCUAUACAUGUUAAGAUCCUUUAACCUUUCCUGGUAAGUUUUAUCCCGCAAUCCAUGAACCAGUUUAGUAGCCCUUCUCUGAACCCUCUCUAAGGUAUCAAUAUCCUUCUGAAGAUACGGUCUCCAGUACUGUGUACAAUACUCCAAGUGAGGUCUCACCAGUGUUCUGUACAAUGGCAUGAGCACUUCCCUCUUUCUACUGCUAAUACCUCUCCCUAUACAACCAAGCAUUCUGCUAGCAUUUCCUGCUGCUCUAUUACAUUGUCUGCCUACCUUUAAGUCAUCAGAAAUAAUCACCCCUAUAUCCCUUUCCUCAUAUGUUGAGGUUAGGACUCUAUCAAAUAUUCUGUACUCUGCCCUUGGAUUUUUAUGUCCAAGAUGCAUUAUCUUGCACUUAUCCACAUUAAAUGUCAGUUGCCACAAUUCUGACCAUUUUUCUAGUUUACCUAAAUCAUUUGCCAUUUGACUUAUCCCUCCUGGAACAUCAACCAUGUUACAUUUCUUAGUAUCAUCAGCAAAAAGACAUACAGUAUAUACUCGAGUAUAAGUCUAGUUUUUCAGCAAAUUUUUUGUGCUUAAAAACACCCACUCGACUUAUACUCGAGUCACUGUCUGUAUUAUGGCAACUUAGAGAGCCGCGGCCGUCAGAGCCGUGGAAACGAUCCGCGCGGCAACCAGACCGCGAGACUUACAGUGGAGCUGACCGGAACGGAGGAGAAGGGAGCUGACAGGAGCUGCAGGAAAUGUAAGUAAAUGCUUCCUGCCGGCCCCCCCACUUCACAGCCCAUGCCACUGGACCACCAGGGAUUAAGAUAGCCCCCCUCCCUGACCGGUUAACAAGCAGGGAGGGGGGACAAAAAAAAUUAAAAUAAUUAAAAAAAAUAAUAUUAAAAUAAAAAAAAUUUAAAUAAUAAAAAUGCCCUCCCCCCACCCAGUUCACACACACUACACAAACAUACACUCUUCAUUAUAUACACACUCUGCAUUAUAUACACAGAGUCUGUGUAUAUAAUGUAGAGUGUGUGUUUGUAUGAGUGUGUGUGUGUGUGUAUAUAAUGCAGAAUGUGUGUUUGUAUGAGUGUGUGUGUAUAUAUAAUGCAGAGUGUGUGUUUGUAUGAGUGUGUGUAUAUAUAAUGCAGAGUGUGUGUUUGUAUGAGUGUGUGUGUAUAUAAUUAUAAAAAUCACAGAAUUUCAUAGCCCCAAGUUUUACCCUCGACUUAUCCACGAGGCAUAGCAUAUUUCACAAUUGUUGGUCACAAAACUGCACUCGACUUAUACAUGAGAUCGACUUAUACACGAGUAUAUACGGUACCUUACCAUCAAGACCUUCUGCAAUAUCAAUUAUAAAAAUAUUAAAGCGAAUGGGUCCAAGUACAGAUCCCUGAGGUACCCCACUGGUGACAAGUCCAAGCUUCGAAUAUAUUCUAUUAACUACAACCCUCUGUUGCCUGUCACUCAGCCACUGCCUUACCCAUUCAACAAUAUUGGAAUCAACUUAAAGAUUGCAGUUUAUUGAUAAGUAAGUAUAUACUGCUUUAUUCAUAAAAAAGUAUUAAAAACAAACACAAUUUUAAAUAAAUUGGUGCUAUACCAGGUCCUAUGCUUUUUAUCCAACAUGACUUCCUCAGGGACCUUUAGAUAUGCUAAGCAACCAAGUGAGAUGCAAUACAAAAUCACAAUGUAAAAAAGCAGUAAUAAUCCCUCCCCCCGAGUCACUCUUUUUAUAUGACCCGUAUCUCUUCUUAUUGGUGGUCCAGUAGGUGUUGUACUCCGAUUUUCCCAGUUUCUGCCGAUCAUACCAUGUAGUUUGACAUAAUUUCUGGGGCACCGAUUAUCGGCUGACUCUUUCUGAUGAUGCAUUCGUUCCACUUGGUGGCUAUUUUGCAUUCCACCUUUAGUUCGCAAAACAGACUUUGGUGGGAUCUCCCUCCCAAAAGUGAAUAAACUUGACAUUAGUCUGUCAAGCUUACAGGCAUGAUAUAUGCAUCAAAUUGGAAAAGAACUCUUAGAUUGUAAUGACUUAUAGAAAGCUGGACAAGUGCUUCUGGAUAUUAUUCCCACAAUAGAGACAUAAAUUAACAGUAUAGACAAAACCUAACCAAUUUAUAAUGGAUAUGGGCAUGUAGAUUAGAAUGUCAAUUGCCAUUCUUAAGGAUGUAAACAUUAUUUUAAUUUAAUUUUAUUUCUAUUUUUAUUUUUUAUUUCUAUUUUAUUUAGAAUAUAUUUUAAUCAAUAUUUCUAUUUUUAUAUUGGCUUUUAUUUUUCCAUUGAUAUUUAUUAUUAUUUUAUUUACAUUUUACUUUAUUGUGUUCCAUUCCAUUUGUAUUCAUAUAUUUUCAUUUUUAUUUUUCAAUUUGUAUAGAGUUCUUGUUACCCAUAUACAUAUAUAUAAUAAGUGAAAAGCUCCCAUAUUUCAAUUCAUGUAUGUACUAUGAAUCAUUGCUGGAUAAAGUGCUUAGACACAUCCCUAAAUAGAGAUUAUUUAUAAUGAUUACAUCCAUAAGAAUGGAAAUUAAUGUUCUAAUCUCUAUGCCCAUACCAAUUAUAAAUUAGUUAGGUUUUGUCUAUGCUGUUAAUGUAUGUCUCUAUUGUUGGAGUAAUAUCCAGAAGCACUUUUCCAGCGUUCUAUAAAUCAUUAUAAUCUAAGAGUUCUUCUUAUUUUCCUAUUCCUUUAUAUUGUGAGUGUAACCUUUUUUUUAGAUUUACAGCUGUAUCUUCUAUACUUUUUGUUGUAUCUAUAUUGUGUUUUAAAGGAUACGUUCUGGGAUAUCCCUGGAGGAAGCUGUCACCACUAUCCAUUGACUUUUGUUUCACUACACUAUUAACUCCAGGUGUGGGUGAUAUAUUUUUUAUGACCCUUUUUGGUGUACAGAUUCUGAAGUUUACAUUUUUUUUGUCUUGGUGGCAUGUCAUCAGAGACAACUAACCCAGUAGAGCAGGGAUGCCUAAAAGGUAGACCCCCAGAUGGUUUAAAACUGCAGCUUCCAUGAUGUGAUCUUUGUGAUUCUAAAGGCAUUGUAAAAGCAUGCAAAGCCUUGUGGGAGUUGUAGUUCUACAUCAUCUGGGGCUCUACCUUUUGGGCACCCUUGCAAUAAAGGGUCCAAUUAUUUAGGGGAACAUACAUAAUCAAUUGACAAUCAAAAUCAAGUACAAUCUGACAAAUUUCGCAAGCCAGCAGUAUAAUAUAUAAGUGCUUAUAUCAAAAGCAAUUCUGAUUUCUAAUUUCAUUGUGUUGUUUGAGGCUAAUGUGAUACAUAAUACAAGGGUAAAACCACAAGAAUAUAUGGCGAAGAAUAAACGGUCCCCUGCUAAUCUAUAUGUCCAAGAGUAUGGGGUUAUGAUUUGCAAUGGUUUUCUUUACAAUGAAUUGAGGGAUGCAGUUUCACAAUUCAGGCACUGUGUGAGGGGAGAGAAGAUCUGUCUCAGUAAAGUCUGCUACCAGUGAAGAUCCAUCGCCCUGCCCCAUUCCUGCCACUGAGGAAGCAAAUAAAAUGAAAGAACUGUGGGGUUCUCACGGCUGCUUCCUACUUCUGGGUGAAUUCAGCAGGAAGUAGAAUGACUUAGGUGGUAUGGGAGGCAGAGCACAGACCAACAUUAUGUUUUGAAAAGUAACCUGUACUCAGUGGCAGAAAAGGAGUUGCUAAGGUUGGAAGUGUUACCAGGCCCUCUGUGUUCCACCUGUCAUGGAGCCCAUGAGCUGGGUGGCUGGCCAAUUUAGUGCUCCCAACUCUGACAGCUUUGGGUAAAGCAGAGUAGGCACCUGCUUACCCAAGUGGAAGGAGCCUACUCUGCCUAAAUGUACUGUGUCAGGAAGUGGGCUGAGGCCAUAUAUUCUAAAAGACAACAUAGCCAAUCUGGCAAAUUUAAAUGUGCAAAAACUUUGGCCAAUGUUUGUGACUACGUGGCUACUAAAAAAGACUGUACAUAACCCAUUUUGAAUUUCUUGGAUUGCCUAAUUUUCGAAAUGGUAUUCCAUGAUGGACGUAAUUUUAAUUCCUUGGCUGUCAUACAGUCUCAAAGGCAACAUAGGCCAAUCUGGCAGAUUGCAAAGUGUAAAAACUGGAAAGGGGAAAUCCUUGUAUUAGAACCUAUAAGUUUCCAAAACCCCAAAGAACCUGUACAUGGGGGUACUGUUUUACUCAGGAGACAUUCCUGAUCACAAAUGUCUAAUGUAAAUUUUAUUGCAGUAAAAGCUAACAGUAUUAGCCAUUCACAGUUCAAAUGUUAAGUAGAACUAAAAAAAAGUUUCUUAUUUUCUCACACUUUUUUUGUUUUUAUUUAUAUAAAGUGAUAUUCCAUAUAUACAAAAUUGAUGUAAAAUGAAAGCCCUGUUUCUUCUGAACAAAAUUAUAUAUAAAAAGUGUGGGUGCACUUUAUAUGAAAGAGGUAAAUUAUGGUUGAACAGACAUAGUCAAAUUCCAGAUUUUGUUUUGAUCAGAACUUCUAAAUUGCCUCCGUCCUUAAGGGGUUAAAAUAAACUUCCUUUUGUUUAUUUACAGAAAGCAUAAGUCAUGGUUUGAAAGAAAUAUCUACACUUGGGAUCCAUGUUUUAAAUUUCCCAACAGAAUAAUUGGCACAACAGUCCUGGCCUUGUUCUGUCUGUACAUUGUAAGUUGUAUAUAAAAGUAUGUAUUUUGAAGGAGCUGCAAUUUAUAUCGACAACUUUAAAAGGAGUGUGUUCCUCUCAUUUCAAAAAUUUGACUUCCUUGGCCCUCAUCUCAAUAGAUACAUUUUAGGGGUAAUGAACAGCAUCCAUGUUGGAAACAAACUUUCCCAAGUUGAGCUGCUGGGCCAUUUUAGAAUCUUACUAUAGAUUGGGCUAGACAGGGUCUUUCCUAAUCCUCUUAAAUCUAGUGUGGUAGGUGUGUCUCUUACCUCAUGUGUGCCCCCCUGUGAGGAUAUUUAUGGGGUGAUAAAUAUUAAAAUAAUAUUUUCAUAAAAAAUAUCAAAAAAAUUUAAUUUAAUAAUUUUUAUUAUAUCAAAAUUGAUAUCUUGGCACUGUCCCCCGAAAUUAAUAAUAUAAAGCUGAGAAUUACUCACAAUAUUAAUUCUCUUAGAUCCUAGAGCAAGUCAUCAGAGGAUUUUACCUCACACAGUGAUCAUAAUUUCUUUAUAAAAAUACAAUUUAUUGUGACAAUAAUAAUAAAAAUAAUAUGUAACAUACGUGACAAUAAUCAGUGAAUAUUUAGUAUAACAUAGGCAUACAAAAAUGGCAAUGGUUUAAACAAUACAGCGGUUAAAAGCAAUCAGCUGUCAAGAGAAUAGGGUACUUCAAUUCAUACUGACACAAAGAUUCACACACCGGCAUAUACAAAAACUGAUGCACAACAGCACAUAGUGGCACACAGAUACACACACUGACAAAAACACUAACACACAGAUGCACAUACUGACAGAUAGACACACCUUGGCAAACAGAUACAAACACACUGGCACAAUGAUAUAAACACAGACACACACACACACACUGACAGCUACACUGACACCCAGGGUUCUGUGGAACACGAAUUGGGAAACGCUGCUCUAGACAAUUGCCUGCCUCUUGAGUUCCUUUAAGGACAAAACAUUUUUUUAUUUUAAAUAAUCAUGCAAGAUCAUACUGGCAGUGUUUCAGCCCCAUUGCUAAUCGUCAUGAGCCCCAAGAAAUCAUGUAACCCCCAAGAUAAAUAAAGAAUAUAUUGUUAUACAGGGCCAUGGGAAAUGGAGCAAUUCAACUUUAUAAUACAUUAUGGAAGUUCAUUUGCUACUCUCCCUGCUGCCUUUGUAAAACAAUAUAUGCCUCAGUUAACUCUGUUAUUUUAUAAGUCCUGUAAUUGCUUUCCUUCUCUGUGCCCAUUGGGUGUCCUUCACACUAAGGCACUCAUGAUGAGCAUCUCUGAUCUAGAUAAUGGUUGGGUGCCACGACACUUUAACUGUCAGAUCAGCAGUGCUGGGAGGAAGUGAGUUCAGGUCAUCUCUUCCAGGUUAAAGAGCCGUGUUGGAGAGCAGACAUAGAGCCUGGACCAGUGGGGUUGCUAUUAACAGUUUAAUUGACAUUGUAAUAAAGUGCUGAAAGAUCAAAAAUAAGAAAAAGGAUUACCUCAUUUUGAUCUUACACCUGUUUAGUAGUUAUCUCUUAAAUCUAAUAUCCUUAUGUGGGAUUGCCGUAUAUAUAAGGAUACACAAUUUUUGUUUAGUAGAUUGCUCCUUAGUAUGGUAUCUUUAUACAUGGCAACACUGAUGCGAUGAAUUAUAUAAUAUUAUAUAUAUAUAUAUAUAUAAACAUUUUUCAAUGGCUGCUCUCAUAUUUAAUAUGCUUAUGAUAGCAAGAAAAUGUAAAACCAGGCUAGUAGGUCAUGACCUGAGAUUUUGAGCCCUGUCCUAGUUAGAGCUCCAAUUCUUCUCCUAUGAAGUUAUCAAUACUGAUAACUUGUGUCCAUCCAAUAAAAUGCUUCUCAGAGCAUUGGGAUACAUGGCACAUCCGUGUUUUUCUAUGAGAAGCAGUCACUUCCACUUUGAAAUAUAGUAAAAAGCAAGCGAGGCACGAACCCCUGAUGACAUGUUUCAGAAGGAUCAUUUACUACAUGAGUUUGAUAUUCAUUUAAUGUUAGAAAAUAAACAGAAAUUCAGUGUCAAAUUUACUUAUUAAUUUUGAAGCCAAAAUUACAUUUCUGAAGUUCUAAAUUGCAUUUGCGUAUUGCCACUACUAUAUGCUGCUUUCUGUUAGAUGCUAUAUCAUCCAUAGAAAUAGGCAUGUGCAUUAAUUUCCACACUACUGGCAAAAUGAACAAAAAUGUUGGUUUUAGUUAAUUUCGUAUGAAGAUUUCUAACAAAUUGCCAUGCGAGCAAACGGCUAAGGGAACAAACGAGCCACUGAACGUAUUGUGUUUUAUGCCAUUCAUUUAGUCAUAUUAACAGUGGAAUUCUGCCGCAAAUAAAUAUUCAAAUAAUUCUUAUUUUAUCUGCCUGUGAGUUUGUGCAUGCAAUAUUUUGCUUCCAUUUUGUAUUAAUCCUGUUUUACAAACAGGAUUCAUUUAUUUCCAUAGGGAUUAAUGGUUGAAUGAAAUUUGUUAAACUUGUGAAAAUGGAAAACAUUUUGUAACAACAUAUAAAACCAACACAAAUCUGUUAUUCCAAGCACAUGCCUACAUAGAAAUAAAACUAUAUGAUUAACUUUUACUGCUGUUAUUGUUUUAUGCCACUAAUUAUUGCUACUUCUUCUUCCAGUUAAUUACUCAAGAAUUCAACGGCCUUAAAAUGAUUAUACAAAUGUUAAAAUCAAUACACACUGAAACAUUUCGCCAAUUUAUUCAAGACUUUGCUAACGCAAUACACGGUAAAAAGAAAAUAAUUAAUGAUCUUUUAUUGACAGCAAUUAGACAUGUUGAUAAGUUGAUACAGUUAGUUCAUUUAGCCUACUUUAAUUAUCUUUAUGCAGUAAUUCUGAUUAGUUUAUUUAGUAAUAUAAUUCUAUAACAAUACAGGCUCAAAUUGAGUUCAUUAUAUUCAGCCUUUCACAUAUAUCCGUUUUUGUUGAUCCAAAAGAUGAUAAAAAAAGGAGAUGGCAAAAUUUAUAUAAUACCUGUAUGUUUGAUGGUCACCAUUGCCGCUGCUGCCUUAAAUAGCAAACUUGCAUCCUUUAGGGAGCAUAUGUCAAACCAAGCAGUUUUCAAACCAAUAUCACUAGUAAGAUUUGUAGUAAAAAAUAAUUUAAACAACCUGACCUAUGUGGCGAAACUAACCUCGCCACUGGGCACUGAAGAAGACUAAUUGCCGGCCUCUUGCCAUGUCACUAUGGCCCCUGGGAGACUUUGCCAGUUAAAAACACUAUUUGGACUUAUUGGUGUUUAAAAGACUGUUCUGGCCCUUUAAUUGGAACUGGCACAAUUCUGCACCUUUGAUUCCAUUGGAGAAUGUGCCUUCUCCUGUCUCAUUGUUCUCCAGCAGGGCAUUGUCCCAGGGACACUGCCAGACCAGUUUAUACUGGCUGCUUUGUCCCUCCUCAAUCUCUAUAUCAGCCCUUGCUAAACUUAAACCCCAUGGCGAUUUGACUGUGUUCGUGGGAUCUGAGCGCUGUUCGAUAUAUUGAGCGCUCAGAUCCAAGCUAUCUGGGGAAUGUGGGGGUUCUGUUCAGUAUGAUAGGAUUUAUGUAUUUUUGUGUAUUUUUGCUGUUGUUGUGAAUAGAGAUAUUUUCUGUACCUGGAGAUAAUUGGCUUACCACACCCAAUCCAUGCUUGCAGUCGGUCAAAAAGGACUUCUAGCUAACUUUUUAACCACUGAAGGUAAUUGUAUGAUUGAGUAUGUUUGUAUUUGGAGUAUGCUGAUUCUGAAAAUGUAAGUUUUAUGUGAAUGUGAUGUAUACUUUUAGAGUUAUGAAUAUUGGGUAAAACUGUGUAUUUUCCUGGCUUUGAUAAUUACUUUAGCCCAUUGUGUUCAGUAAUUAUAUCACAGGCAGAGAGGAGGAUUUUGCUGUAAUAAAUGGGAGUGUCAGACAUUGUUGUAUUAUUUUGAUUGGUUUGUGUCCUUUGUAUGCCUGUGUACCAUCAGGUUCAGGGGGUGUGCCUCUGGUCUGGGGAAUUGAUUUCCUGUUUGGCUGUUUGGAGUGUAAACCUUUCGUAUGGUUUUUCCUGUUUGGCAGUUUGGAGUGUAAACCUUUCGUAUGGUUUUUCCUGUUCGGUGGAUUGGUGUAUUUAGUAGCUGCCUUUGCAUCUGGAAAGGAAAUAUCUCCUAAACGGCUUUAACCCCUUUCAUGCCCGAGGUGCCGUUACAACAUAUAUAUAUAUAUAUAUAUAUAUAUAUAUAUAUAUAUACAUAUGCAAUUUGUUACAAAAAAAAAAGUUAUUCAAUAAAGGUUUUUCCACUGAUAUUUUCAUCUCUUCUUGGUGAAGUGUUUUAAAAAGUGUUUUAAAAGCUACAAGGAGAAGACAACUUAUAUUUAAACUCCUUUGGAAUAUGUUUUGGCUUUCUUCUAUUGGUUAAACAGUAAAACAUAUGAUUUUAGAGGCUACAUGAUCAUGACUAUUGGGAAAAUGUAUUGCUCUCAACCCACCACUAGAUUUUCUGGGUGCAUUUGCCCUCCCCAACACUCUGCUUGCUUCAGUUAUAGUGGGCAUUAUGAAAAGGUUCAUUUUUCUAAAGCCACAAGAAAUGUCCAAAGAAAAUAAGAAAAUUUGCCUAAAUUCAUUACACUACCUUCUGAGCAAGUCUUCUAGGACAACACGUUGGCAAGAUGUUAAGAAAUAUUGGUGAAGGAAGCAAUAUUGUCGUGCUAUUCUGAUUGUGAGAGAGAUGGAACACAGUUAUAGAGAAUAGAUAAAAUAUUGACAUGGAGUUAGUAUGCAUUUAUGAUGACCUUAAAAUCUUUUUAAUCUUGUUUGUCUGUUCAUUUAGGUGUCUGGUAUUUUGCAACAAUCUUAUCAUCCCUGACAACUGUUUCUUAUAUAUUUCAUAUAUUAGCCUGCUACAGGUAA